This is a messenger RNA of Pelobates cultripes (western spadefoot toad), 50658 nucleotides long. NCBI's taxonomy places the organism in Eukaryota, Metazoa, Chordata, Amphibia, Anura, Pelobatidae. The record is from the annotation of a GenBank genome assembly.
CUUCUAACUGCAGCAACAUUGGGUGGCAGAAGAUAGAUUAUAUUCACUGAGACAAACACGGCAAUACAGGUUAACCUUAGCACUCUGAAUCUUUAUUUCUUUACAAUCUUUAUAAGGUAAGCGUUUAGUCUGUAAGCUUUUUAAUUAUGCUAAGCAUUUUCUCUGUGAUCUUGAAUGUUCUUGAAAUUUGAAAAUACUAUCACUUUUAGUACCAUGUUAAUUUUCUGAUAUUGCCAGUUUAUCAGGUCUGGCACAAUACAUGUAGUAUAGAACCUAGCAUUCUAACUGCGCAUUAACAGAGAGACUUUUCAUGGAAGAAUUAGAAUGAUAGGAGUUUUGGGCCACUAAAUGAUGCUGGAUGUCCUCAUGCUUUGUAUUCCUAGCAGUAUAGUACCCCUUUAAAUAUUAAAAGGUAGCUUAAUGCAGAAUGCAAGGACGGCACCAUCACACCCCAUAAACUAUAACCACUUCAAUGAUAUAGAGUAGUUAUUGUGCCUACAGUGUCCUAUUAAGUUAUCUGGAACUAGUCAGUGCUCACUUGCCAAAUGCCAAUCAUUAUGUAUCCUCAGAGGCAUAGCUAGGUGACUUGUUGGCACCCGCCUUCCCAAAUGUAAACAUUUGUGUGUCGCUUCUGCACAUAUGUGUGUAUAAACUGUCCAUUAUUGUGUGUUUAUCUUAAUACCCCUUUUAACCUUGUGUGUAUCUUGAACCCUUUCACUUUCUUAUGUGUCUACAGACACACACUUAGUUACAGUCACAGCCAUACACACAUAGUCACAGGCACACAUACACUUACAAACACAGCUACAUACACAGGCACACAAAUAAUUACAGUCACUCACACACAGAAACACACAAAGUUACAGUCACUCACUCACAUACACAGAGGAGCGUAUUCACAUUCACUGGUGUCUAGUGGUCGGAGAAGCAGGGACUGUUUCCUGCUCACCCUUCAGCAUGUAGCCAUUCCAGGAAGCCAGUAGAUCAAGCCUCUGCCGCUGUUGCUUCAGUAGACGUGGCAGCACCGGUGCUGUGCCCCUCUUCAUCUGCUGCCCAGGGUACAUGCUACCCCUCUUAGUUUGGCUGCAGUGUAUCCCCAUCUAACAAUAGGAAGGCUUAGUACAUACCUUAGGCUGACACCCAACGUGCUGCAGAUGGCAACAUGUAUAAAAAUGGAUGCUCACUAUUAAAAUCCCAGCAGUGCUUGAGAUAAAAAGAAACAACAAACAAGGAACAAGCACGGGUCUAUGCUCCCACCCAUAGCCUGUUGGUAGGGUCUUAAUUUGAAUACAUACCAUUGUCUGCCCAUGCUGCCACCCAUGUUUAAUAAGUAGUAAAUACUAAUAUAUAACUGGAGAGAGUAUGCCAGUGUGCCCUCCCCGCUCCAUUAUGUUCUGCGGAUGUGUGCCAUUAUUAAGUUAAUGGGCAGACAUGCAAUUUUCUUGGGCACUGGUUGAGGGUGCAAUAUCCCCACUGACAAUUCAAGGUGGGAAAAACUUUUAUAAAGGAAAUGUUAGUCAGAUAGUUGUAAAGCCAAUCAACUAGAGCGCUCUGACAAGACUUGCAGUGUAUAUUCAUUUUUUUUUGAGGCCGACAAAGAUCCUUUUAAGAUCAUACUAAUACAAUCUGACUUUCUCCUGGAUAGAAAGAUACUAGCUUCCAGGGGCGUUACCAGAGCAUUUGGCACCUGGGGCGGAUCCUGUGUUUGGCACACCCUCUUUCCUCCCCCUCUUUAAAAUGUAAAGAACACCCACACAUUUUUUUUAAUGUUUUUAAGAAUAUUUAUUGCACAAAUUUGUAAAUUGUAUAUCAACUCGAAAACACUAGAACUAUGAAAAAUAAAUGAACUUAGAAAAAAAACAUUGUCCUCCCCCCAUUAUACAAAACCCCUGCCCUGACCCAUUAUACAUUCCCCCUUAUACAAAACCCCUGCACCCCAUCCACAAACAUCUGCCCCCCUUCCACAAAAAGCCCUGCCUUUCUCCAUUCUUGAAAAAUCCUGUCCUGCCCCCUUAUACAAAACCCCUGCACUUCAUCUUUCUUAACAUUAAUGCACCCCUUUUUAAAAAUACUGCACCCCACCUUCACAUAAAAACACUGUAUGCCCCCUACAUAUAAAAAUAUAAAAACCCUGCAAUUGUAAUAUUUGUGGGAACUGUGUUUAAAUAAUCGUGAUAAAUUGGACUUGGAGGAAAGGACAGCCCUUGCAUUUAGUACAAGCUAAGUGAAUGGGUUUGGAAAGAGUAAUUUAUCUUAAUUCUGGCACAGUUUUUUUUUACAUUUAUUGCUGUGGAUUUCAAAAAAUGUCCAGUUUACCUUGUGAAAAGCUUUUUAGUGUCAGUUAAAAAAACAUUAAUUCAGUGUUAGAUGAGUACAGUGAGCAAUGGUAAUAAUUUGGAUCACCGCCUAGUAAGAUUACAAUGUCACUUCUUCAUAAUGGUGCCAAGAAAAGUUACAUGAUUUUCUGCCAAAGUUGCUGCAUUUUAAUAUGAAUGUUGCCUAUAUUUCUUGUUUAGUCUCCUAAUUUUGCUGCCAAGUGGUGAAGAUGAAAAAUAAAAAAUAUAUCUUGAACCCCUUUACCUUUUGUCUUGAAUGUACAAUUAAAUAUGGAUACCUAAUUACCAGAAAUUCAGCUAUAAACUGAUUGCCAAAUGGUUUAUAGGAAAAUUUCCAGAAUGUUAAGUCCUUCAAUUUAAACUGAGACCCAAGAUCUUUCAAGAAGUGUUCUACUAAUUAUGCGGUAAACUACAAUGUAUUGUAUUAGGUUUAUUGACACAUUAACCCCUUAAGGACACAACUUCUGGAAUAAAAGGGAAUCAUGAUGGAAUAUUUCCGUCAUGUGUCCUUAAGGGGUUAAUGGCUGGCGAUGAGCUGUUAAUAAUGUCAAAGCAAUUCCACUGUUGUUACAUUUGAACAACUUUUGACAUUAUGAAUUAAGUGAAAAAGUCACAGAUGUAUUACGUUAAGUACUCGUGUUUAAGCGAUCACAAUCCUAUGGAAGGACAGUUGACACUUUAAUGGAACCAUCAAACAUUUUGUGGAUUCAGCAAAACCUUACUGUUUGCUCUGAGCUGAUGAGAAUGGUUCAAUUAAAUGUUCUCUUUGCGAUGCAUUUCAUUGGACCAUUGAGAGGGAAGAAGCAAUGUGAAAUGACUCCAAACUGGACAUGAAAAGGAGACCUUCUCUCUGUGCUGGAUUCAAGGUAAGAAUUUACUCUUUUAACAGGUCUAGGGGUUAAAAAAAUGGGGGAGAGGAGAAGGGGGAGGUGGACAUAGCAGUGCCCAAUAAGGCAGUAUAACUUAUAAAACCUGCUACACAUACAGGGGAAGGGGGCAUGUAAUCAAUUUGUCAAGCAGAAAUCGGCAACAUCAGUGCCAGUGAAUCUGCAGAAGUGUAGAUAUUCAUCACAUAGGCUUAAUAUUAUAUAAAAAAAAAAUAGGAUUUAAUGGUUGUAUUAUUACAACCAAUAGUAGCUAUCUAACAGCGUCAUUCCAUGAAUGCCUUUUCAGAUUUUUUAUAGACAAGAAUGACUUUGCACUAUUUGCACUCUAUAGGUAAAAUCCCUUUGAUAAAACCGCCAUUCCCACAACAAGCAUACUUUCACUUUCCUCACACAUACCAGUUAUGUGCAAUUAUAUUAUUGCCAUUUACACAAAAAGCCUGCUGAGUGCUAAAUGGUUUGAAACUUUUGUUACUACAGUAAAAUUUAACAUAUUGGUUACUAUGAUAUAUUCCCUUUUUUUUAUACAGCUAUUAGCUAACAUACUGCUAUUGAUAAACAGCAAUGUGAAAGAAAUCAGAUUUAACACAACAUAGUUACAUGCCUACCAUAAUAGGAUUUUGAUCAACAAAACCCGUUCUAUUUGAUGACAUGAAAUGGAACAGAAGUCAGAAAAUAAAAUAUAUAAAUUGUCUAUUACAGUUGAGUCUACAAAUAGUAGAGCUGUUGAAUGUUACUGGCCUAGCUGCAUGUUUCUAUAAUUGACCUUGAUCAGUGGCCCUCUGCCAAUGCUGUGUGUCAUUAGGCUUGGUUCCGAAGGUAGAUACUUGAUAUCUGGAAGAUUAUCUUGGCUAUAUGAAGCAGAUGAGCAGUUUGCUAACUAUUAUUCUUGAUCAAGGGAAAAUCUGUCACAUGAAAUGAGUAUACACAUCAUAAUUAUGUGACUGACUUUAGAAAACUUCCCUUGAGUCUUCAGGCUUUAAGAAUUUUCACAACUAACAUUGUAAACUUAAUUAAAGGGGUUCUUCAAAGUAGAUACAACAUUUAUAUAAUUUGUUUACUAUCUAAAUAGGCAAGAAAAAAAAACAUGCUGUUUUGUUUAGUUUUGUUAUUUGAUUUCCCCCCCUUGUGUUUUAAACAGGGGUCAAGUCCUGGGGGAAAAAGUGUGGAAACUCACCAAAUAUCCACCCCCCCCCCCUUUCCCCCAUCCAAAAGCAUCUUCACCUGUGUACCUCUUAAUCCACAUUUUGUUUCUUAUGCCAUUUUUAAAAUAUCUUACCCCCUUUAAUGUAUCUUAUCCAUUAUUUUUCCCCAUUGUGUGUUUUACACCUUCCUUGUGUAUCUCUUACAACCCCCCUUUGUGUGUAACUUUCUCUCCCAGCCCCUUUGUGUCUUUUUUACUCUUACCAGCUCCUUUGUGUGUUUCUCUUUUACCACCAGCCAGUCUAUCUCCCCCCAGUCCAUCUGUGUCUCUAUUUCCUAUUCUCUAGCCCCUCUGUGUCUCUUUCACCCCCAGCCCCUUUGUAUUUCCACCCCAUGCUCUUCUGUGUGUCGCUUUCAUCCUCAGCCCCUCUGUGUGUCCUUCUCCCUCCUCAUGUCUCUCUGUGUAUCUUUCUCCCCACUCAGGCCCCCCUGUGUGCCACUCUCCCCUACAUGUCCUUUAGUGUUCCUCUCUCCUCCCCUCCAUGUCCAUUAGUGUCCCCACCCUUACCUGUCUCUUAGUGCCCCCAUUACCCUUAAUGUUCCUCUCCAUUCUCUAUUAGUGGUCCCCUCUACCCCAGUGUUUCUUUUCCCUUCCCUCCCCUGUACCUUAGUGCCCCUUCCCCCUUUUUUAGUGUACCCCCCCAUACCCUGUCCAAGAGUGUUCUUUCCCAUUUCCCCCCACCCCUGUCCCAUGGUGUUCUCCCUUCCAUAGUGUUCCUUCCCCCCCGCUCCCCUGUCCCAUAGUUUAUAGUUUCCCUUACCACACCUCCCUCCCCUGUCCCACAGUGUUUUUCCACCCCUCCCCGUACCAUAGUGUUCACUUUACCCUUGUCCCAUAGUUUUUUCCCCCCUACCCUGUACAGUGUUUUUCCCCCUCCCCUGUCCCAUAGUUUUCUCCCCCCCUUCUCUGCCCCAUAGUGUUCCUUACCACAACCCCUCCCUUGCUCCAUAGUGUUCUUUCCCCCUUUUCCCCUGUCCCAUAGUGUUCUUCCACCCCCUGCCCCAUCCCAUAGUGGGACCCCUUCCCCUGUCCCAUAGUCUCCCCCCCCUCCCCUGCCCCAUAGUGUUCUUCCACCCACCCAUCUUAUUGUGUUACUUACCAUCCCCCCAGUGGCGUACUAAGGGGGGGGGCAGAGGGGGGCGGUCUGCCCCGGGUGCCAGCAGGGUGGGGGGUGCCUUGGGAGGGGGCGCCACCAGGAGCACCGGCCCCCCUCAUGCUGCAGCCGCCCAAGCCUCAGGCGGCUGCAGCUUUGUCCGCCCGGGCGCAGCCUGAGGAGAGGGGCUGACAGGAGGGAGAGUGACAAGGGGGGGAGAAAGAGAGAGUGACAAGGGGGGGAGAUAAAGAGAGUGAUGGGGAGAUAAAGAGAGGAAAGAGUGACAGGGGGAGAUAAAGAGUGACAGGGGAGGAAAGAGAGUGACAAGGGUGGAGAUAAAAGAGUGACAAGGGGGGAGAAAGAGAGUGACAAGGGGAGAAAAGAAAGAGUGACAAGGGGGGAGAAAGAAGAAGGAAAUAACAAGGGGGAGAAAGAAGUGACAAGGAGGGAGAGAGGAAAGUGACAAGGGGAAGAAAUGAGAGAGUGACAAGGGGGAGAUAAACAAGUGACAGGGGAGAAAGACAGUGACAAGGGGGAGAAAGAGAGAGUGACAAGGGGGGGAGAAAGAGAAAGUGACAAGGGGGGAGAGAAAGAGAGUGACAAGGGAUGAGAUAAAGAGAGUGACAAGGGGGGGAGAGAAAGAGAGUGACAAGGGAGGGGGGAGAGAUUGACAUCCAUCACACACACACAAUCACACACAAUGCACCCCUUGCACACAGAAAAACACACAAUGCAUUACACACACAGACACACAUACACAAGCAAUGCAACCCUUACACAUAAUGCAUCCCUUACACAAACAGAAACACACAAUGCAUUCAUUACACACACUCAAUGCACCCCUUACACACACUCAAUGCAUCCCUUACAGACGCACACAUUGCAUCCCGUACAUACACAGAAACACACCUUGCAGCCUUUACACAUACAAACACAGAUUCACACAAUGCAUUCCUUACAUACAUAUCAGGACAUCACCUACAAACUCAUUGGUGGAACAUGAAGGUGGACCUUGGGACCCAGACCAUGAGCUGUGUAAAGGGCCCCCAAAAACUGGAACUGCUUCCCGUUCUCCCAGAACAUUGAUUUUUGUGACCACAGUUACAAACCGCCUCCAGAGAGCCUGUUCUACACCAGACCAGUGGAGCCAGACUGCAGCUAGAGCCCAUCAUCAUCCUCAUCUGGUUGUAAGUAGGCAAUCUAGUAUAUUAUUCGUCGCACUAAUCUCUAAUUUACCUCACAUUAAAGAAACAGUAUAGUCCCCAGAACCACUGCAGCUUAAUGUAGUGGUUCUGGUGUCUAUAGCCUGUCAAUACAGGCCUUUUAAUGUAAACACGGCGGCACUGCAGCACUGGCGUUAGAUAACAUGGCAAAUCAUAUGGGUGGGGCAUUGUGAUGUCACAUGGGGGGGCGGAAAAGUUUACUUUUGCCUAGGGCGGCAAAAAUCCUUACACCGGCCAUGGCUGGAGGGGGCUGUGUGAGCUGUGGCUGCACAGUACCCCAUGGUAGUUAAGGUGCCGUGCGGCCAGUACAGCUCACACAAGCAAACAGCUGAUAAACUGGAGGAGGAAAAGUGGGGCGGAGCUAAGCAAAAUCGGAGGUGGCACCAAACUGGCGCUGGGUUGGGGCUUUUGGGAGGCAAGGGAGUGCCAAGCACAGGAUCUGCCCCGGGUGCCAAAUGCUCUAGGUAUGCCCCUGCAUCCCCCAUAGUGUUCUUCCACAUCAAUCUCAUUGUGUUCCAUACCACUCCCCUCCCCCAUACCAAAAUGUUCCUUACAACCCCCCUCCCCUGUCCCAUAGUGUUCCUUCCCACACCCCCUCCCCUGUCCCAUAGUGUUCCUUACCACCCCCCUCCUGUCCCCAUAGUGUCCCCUUUUACCACCCCUCCCCUGUCCCAUAAAGUGUUCUUUUCCCUCCCCUGUCCCAUAGUGUUCUCCUUACCACCCCUCCCCUGUCCCAUAGUGUUCUCCCCUUACCACCUCCCAUAGUGUUCUUCUCCUUACCAAAACCCCUGCUCUUCCCUACUAAAACCCCUGUCCCAUAUUGUCUUCAUCCACCCCUGCCCCAUAGUAAGUUCUCCUUACCACCCCCUCCCUCCUCCCAUAGGGUUCUUUCUUACCACUCCCCCAACCAUCCCUUAGUGUCCCUUUUUCCUCCCCCCCCACCCCCCCACUCACCCCUUUGGUCCCUACCUCUCUUUGUAGUGUGGCCGAGCGGAGCAGACCGUGGUUCAGGUCUCAGUGAGCACUUCCUUUCAGUCCGGCCGGGUACAGGAAACUAAAGUUCCUGCACUGCGGUGCGCACUGUGCAGCACUGACCCAGGAAGCACAUCCAGUAGGCAUCUGAGUGACUGCCACUAGAGGUGUCCUUAGGCAGUAAGGUAAACACUGUUUACAUUAAAAUACACACCAGAACAACUAGCUGUAGCUGUUCUGGUGACUCUAGUGUCCCAUUAAUGAAAGGACACUGUGUUGAAAAUGACGUUCUGGAACAGUUCUCUGGUCCUGACAUCCACUUUCCGCAAGAUCUUACUAAUAUUACAACUCUCAUUACCAUUCCUAGCAUAUAUGUUUUCAAGUGGGUGACUCAUAACACAAAUUAAAUAGAUAUGCAACAAGGGAAAGAACAUUGGAAAGUAUUAGAACACUACGUCAUGCUGUGGACAGAAAAACCUGGGGGAAUUUACAAUUUGCAAUUUCCAACUUUACUUAUACUUUAAAUAAGUGUUAAUGCAAUAAAAAUAUGAUUAAAAAGCAGGAUUGAAUUACAGACUUGUGUAGUCACUUUGGCUGAUUUUGCUUUCUUUUAGCUGAAGUUUGCAUGAACAGCACAUAAUGCUGUUAGGCUAGUAAACAAUAUUAAAAACAUAAAAAGGGGAAUUGAUUUUUUUCUUUCUUAUUAUUAUUAAAGGUUACUAGAACUUUUACAAUUUUUUUUAUUUAUACUGCCCUAGUGGGCACUACUAUGUCCACCUAUCUUUUGUAAUCCCAAAUUCUGUAAAUUAAGUAAAAACGUACCUUGAAUCCAGUGCCAGAGUGUUUUUUUAAAGCCUAUCCAAUGUCACACUGCAUCAUGUCUUCCCUCUCUAUUGUCCAAUAAAAUGCUUCUCACAGUGUAGUAUUUAAUUGGACCAUUUUCUCUAGCUUAGGGAGCAUGUACAUGCUCUGAGCCAUGGAGGAGAGGGAGUGGGGGUACUAGAAGAAUUAGUGAGUUAGUGAGGGUAGUGGCGUAGCUGGGGGGUAAAGUGAACGGUCCACCACGGAUGAUACUUUUUUGGGUGCAACACUUUACUGGGCCUGGCAUGCUCCAGAGCUGGUGGACCGGGCAGAGGUGCUGGUGGAGCUCAGCCAUGCUACAUGAAUUAACCAGCAAGAGAGGACCACUAUGCUGUACAAAUCGACCAGCACCUCGGUACGGCCAACCGACUCUGAAGCAUGCUACAGGCUGUGUGGAGGGGGUGGAGAUCUGAGUCACAUCAUAUCCCUGCUUCCUGUAUUCAUCACAGAGCGGCGGUGCAUUAGUGAUAAGGCUGGGCUGAGAUAGGCAGCAAACUCAGGAACAGCCCCAGGUGGAAAAAGCUCUAGCUACACCACUGAGAGAGGGAAUUACAAAAAAACAAAACAGAGGACUAUAAAUGGGAGGCAGGAAAGGCACAGAGGGCUCAAAUGAAAGAGUAAGAGAGGGAGGGGAGAUUUUGGUUUCUACUUGGAGACACACUUCCAGUUCAAGCUGAAACAGAUUUCUACUACCAUGACCACUUCUAAAAUCAGAAGUGGUUAUGGAGGUUGGAGUAACCCUUUAAGUGGGUGGACCUCAAUAAUAAAAUUCAGGAGGAAGACCUAGUGUCACACUUCCCCACCCAUGGACUCCCCAGGCUGGUGUGGGCGGUGGAUGGGGGCUCUAAAUAAUUAAACAAAAUGUAAAUAAUCAUACCUACCCGAUCUCCCAAAUAUGAGUGAACAGGGGGCCACUAAACUAAAAUACCUGUACAAAUCUAAAAAUAUAUACUUACCAUAAGUAGUUUUCUUUCUUCUAACUUCUUUUCAUCAGCCCCCCCACAAAAAAAUCCAUAAUUCCUGACACAACUAAUAUAUUUUAGAAAAAUAUGAAAAAAACCUGAUUUACAAAAAAAAGAAAACAUUUUUUAAAAUGCUAUGCAACAAAUUUAAUUAUUUUUUUCCCUGUGAGGGCUUGCUGCAGACUGAGCACUAUGACAGCUAUUAAAUUAUGUGGAAAAAUCAGUAAGAGUGUUAUAAUUGUUGGUUGAAAACUUGAGAGAAGUGAGAGGGACAUGCCACUAUUUGGGAGUGUGGUCAAUGGCAUGUCCAUUCUGCGUGCUAGCCAGUCAUCGCAGUAUAAAAGUUAAAAUAAAUAAGAAUCCUUUGGGGGUUAAAAUGUUUUCACAGGCCUUAACGUAAACCUUAUAUAGGGACUAGGCAGCAAUGGCCGUCCAAUUACCAGUUUUUAAUGUUUAGUAGAUAUGCCACCACAAAUCAAAAUGAAUUAGGAGGCAUAUGAAGGUUUAUAGCCUCCACUACAGUAAUAUUAGGGUCAUAUUGAUCCCCCUGGGAUAUAUAUAUAUAUAUAUAUAUAUAUAUAUAUAAAUUUGUUAAACUGUUUAAUGUGGCAUUUGGUUUUGAAACACUAGCCAGCUGCCACAUAAUUAACCCUCUCGACAAGGUUUUUCAACUCUUUUCUCACUGGCUGUUAGCGCUGUAAGUGGGUAAAUAGUUCAGAUUUGUUUUUUCUUAAUCCGGACAGGAGUCGAAGCCCUGAAUUUCAUUUAUUUUGUUUGGUGGCUUUCAGUCCACCUCAAAUCUGGACCAAAUAGAGGCCUGUUUGGGACCUGAUUUACAAAAUCAAGUCAUUGAUUAAUUCCAUCAACAAUGUCUGGAUUUUUCCAAAAGGCCCGUGUGCAACCAGACCUUAGCGAAUAAUCCUGCUAUGUAGUGUAACACAGAAAUUUAUAAAAACUGUGAUAUUUUUUUACAAUACUAGUUGCAUUCACGUGGCAUAGCCUUAAAACUGGCUCUGGUACAUAUCGCCUCCAGUGACCUUGAAGGUGAUGCCCUGCAUCUUGAAAUCAAGAGAAAUCGCAAUGUAUUUUUCCUGGUAAAAUAUUUUAUAAAUACAUUUUACUGGAGAGAAUUCCAUAAUCAGUAGUGUAUGUGCAUGUAUAGGCAACUAUAGGUGCUGCUCUGGACAUGAUAAUAAAAGUAAGCCAAUCCUUGCAGGUUCCUCAGAGACCUUUUACUUAAUGGGGAGCUUUGUGAAUCGAAUGUAGCUGCUUCCGUCUAUGUUGUAUUUGAUCUUACAAGCUUUAAAAUCACUUGUGCGCUAAUGUCAUAGGGACCAUGUGACUAUGCAUUUAUGUUAACCAGUAGAGUCUACUACUUACUAAAUACAAACUUCACUAAAAUUUGUGGGGGUUUUCUACCCAUGGCAGAAAUCAUAAGAAAAUCCAGGACUUCAUGGCAACAUCUGGAUUUUUUUGUCGUGAUCCACUACUCAGACGAUCUUUAGAAAGAACAAGAGAGCCUGUGCUAUGCGUAUAUGAGCUAGAGAAGCUUUUGUACACUGGAAAGGCAGGAUGGAGUCAUGUAGAUGAAGUAUGGCCAAGACUGUAUCUGGGAGGACAGUAAGUUGUUUCCAUCUUGAUAUAUAAUCUACCUUCGUUCAAUGUUCAUGACUUGUGGUUAAAAGGUCUACACAUCAGACAGACAUAAAAACUCUCAAAAUAAUUAAACUUCCUGGUGAUAUGGUUUAAAUUAAAAACUCAAGGGAAUAUUCAACAAAAAAAAACCACAUGAACCUUUAGACAGGUAUUUUUUUCAGGAAACGGGUGAUACUAUGAAAGCAUGACUUAUAAGUAAAUGUACAAUGCAUCCACCACAUUUGUUUUUUAAAUGUUUAUAAUUCCAAUGCGCAUUCAUUCAAACUGUACACCCUGUUCCAAAUUAUUAUGCAAAUUCUAUUUAAGUGUCACAAAGAUUAAAUAUUUUGUUUUUCAGUUUAACUCAUGGAUGGCAUUGUGUCUCAGGGCUCUUUUGAUCACUGAAAACAAUCUCGGAUACUUGUGAUAAUAAUGUUGCCAGGUGAGCCCAAUUUAAGGAAAAACUACUAAAGGAGGGUGUUCCACAUUAUUAAGCAGAGCACCAUUUUCAUGCAAUAUGGGGAAGAAAAAGGAUCUUUCUGCUGCUGAAAAGAGUGAAAUAGUUCAAUGCCUUGGACGAGGUAUGAAAACAUUAGAUAUUUCACGAAAACUUAACAACAAAUUCAAGCAGAAACUGUCCAAAAACUCACAAGUUCAAUGGAUGCAAGGCUUGUGAAGCUGAUAUCAAAUAAGGGGUCCUAUGUUAAAAUGUAAUGUGACCUGUUAAAAUGUUUAAAAAGUUAAAAUGUUGUCAUAAGUUUGAUUGAAAUAGCUUUUGAUUUCAGUAAAUAUGCUGCAAACACAACAAAUGACAAUUUUCAGUUCUUUACAACCUAUAAAGUGUUUUGAAACUUACUGUGCGUAAUAAUUUGGAACAGUGCAUUGUAAGUUUUUUAUGUUUAAAAAAAAACCUGUUAUCAUUAGGAGGUUUGUUCAAUAAAAUUUGAAUUGUACUCUUAAUAGUUGGUAACAUGAUAAUAAUCAUCAUAAUUAUGCUGACUGUUAUUUACAUAAAUUAUAAAAAUAUAAUUUGCAUAAUAAUUUGGAACAGGGUGUAUAUAACAGGUAAUACACAGUGGCAGAUAUUUCCAUAUGACAAUAUUUUGAGUGUUUUCCAUUAAUGUCCAUAUAUACUGCGCAUCGGAUCAUUUUAUGUCAUUAACUUGGGGGGCAGGGUGGAGAGAACAUGCAUGUCCUUGUUGAUUUGGUCUUUGGUGUCAACUAUAUUUUGUAUAUAUAUUGGCAAAGGAGUGAACAUGACCACAAUGUCGGAGCCGUUCAUGCAACUAGGGAGAUCGUGGGUGUUUCUUAGAUAUUCUUUGUUAGGCUAUCUGGAGUCUCCUUCGAGGAGAUUCUGUGGGUUAUAUGUAUCAAUGCAUUUCUGAGAUGUGCUCACCUGACGUGUUUGAGAGGUGUAAUUCCCAUAUCGACCAUGCUGCGGUUAUAAAUGGUUUUGGAGGCAAGUUUCUUCUUGCCAUAAUUACAUAAUUUUUGGUCAGCUAUAGUGCUUUAAUGCAUUGAGCUUGUUUCGGCACCUCCAAGUUUCGCCAAAGUCUACUAAUCGUUUGGAGGGCUGCUACAAUAAUGUGGUACAUGAGGUAUAUGUGUGCUUUGGCGAGAUCCAUUGGGAAUAGGUGUAAUAAAUAGGUUUCAGGACUGUGGGGGAGGCAUACUAUGUCUAUACGCUAUGUCUGACCAGUAUUGCGUUAGUUUCUGGCAGGACCAUUAAAUAUGCAGCAUUGAUCCCUUGUCAGUGAGGCAGCGCCAGCACACAUCUGGCACAGUCGGGUUCCCCCGUUUCAGCUGCACUGGUGCCAUCUAUACAGUAGUUUACGUGUAAUCUCCAUAUGGGAGGAGCAUAUCUCUAUAUGGGAGGAGCAUAUCUCUCACCUCUGUUGUAGCCAGUGUUAUAUACAUUUCCAUGAGGGCUUACAAACACAAAGGUGGAGAUUGUUACUUUUUCUGUUAGUUCUCAUAUGGUUACAUUUGUAUCCUGUUUCGUUAAUGUGGCAUGCUUAAUUACCAAUUAUUAGCUAUUGAGCAUAUCACUUUUUUUUUUUCCCCCUAAACUGAAUUAAAGCAUAGAAUAUCCAUGAAGGUGUUUACAUGAGACUGAAGGUCUAGAGACUAAGGAUACCCUUGCCACAGACCUCUGGUAACCCUAGAGAGGUGGAUUUACUUGGUUAUAUUCCUAUUACUCAUCUCUCUGUAUAUACCCUUCAUUUUAUACAUUUUUUCCUCUGUGCUUUUUUCUCACCAUUUAGCAUAUCUCUCACUAUUCCUUUUACGUUUUAGUUUUUGCUUCUGGAAGACAAAACUAUUUUGCUAUAUUGCUAUAUUGCUGCCCGAGGCUCUCCCCGCCGGCCCAUGCAGGGCUGGUGCUAUUCAAGCACCAGCCCUGCUGAUUGCCAUCACGGACCGGAGGGGAGAUCAGUGAUCUCCCUCCCUGGCCCACACAGGUAGAUUGCUGGGGGGGCCGGCAGGGGAGGGCGAGAGAACCCGGGGGAGCUCUUACCUGCAGCUCCACCGGGUUCUCCUCUAGCAAGCACAGAGCGUUACCAAAGGGAUUUAGGUGUGAUUAUUUCUGAUAACUUAAAGGUAGACAGACAAUGUAAUAGAGCAGGAAAUGCUAGCAGAAUGCUUGGUUGUAUAGGGAGAGGUAUUAGCAGUAGAAAGAGGGAAGUGCACAUGCCAUUGUACAGAACACUGGUGAGACCUCACUUGGAGUAUUGUACACAGUACUGGAGACCGUAUCUUCAGAAGGAUAUUGAUACCUUAGAGGGUUCAGAGAAGGGCUACUAAACUGGUUCAUGGAUUGCGGGAUAAAACUUACCAGGAAAGGUUAAAGGAUCUUAACAUGUAUAACUUGGAGGAAAGACGAGACAGGGGGGAUAUGAUAGAAACAUUUAAAUAUAUAAAGGGAAUCAAUACAGUAAAGGAGGAGACUAUAUUUAAAAGAAGAAAAACUACCACAACAAGAGGACAUAGUCUUAAAUUAGAGGGACAAAGGUUUAAAAAUAAUAUCAGGAAGUAUUACUUUACUGAGAGGUAGUGGAUGCAUGGAAUAGCCUUCCAGCUGAAGUGGUAGAGGUUAACACAGUAAAGGAGUUUAAGCAUGCGUGGGAUAGGCAUAAGGCUAUCCUAACAAUAAGAUAAGGCUAGGGACUAAUGAAAGUAUUUAGAAAAUUGGGCAGACUAGAUGGGCCGAAUGGUUCUUAUCUGCCAUCACAUUCUAUGUUUCUAUCUAUGUUUCUAUGAACUCUAGCCUGAGCUGCAGGUUAGAGUUCACUCCCCUACUAGAACCACCAGGGACUGGAAGAGAAAGCAAUGUCUCCCCCUCCCUCAGCAAAGGUAAGAAGGGAGGGGGGACAUUAGCUAUAUUUAUUUAUUUAGUUAUUUAAUAAUAAUAAUAAAAACACACACAAAUUUACACACACAGCCCCCCUCACACACAGCCCCCCUCUUACACACACAGCCCCCUUACACACACACCCCCAAUACACACACCCCCCCCUCUUACACACACAGCCCCCCUCUUACAUACACAGCCCCCCUUACACAUAGCCCCAAAUACACACCGUCCCCAAUACACACAGCCCCAAUACAUCCUGCCCCCCAUACACACACAUAGCACCCCUCACACAAAAACACACUGCGCCACUCACACACAAACACACGGCUCCCAAUACACACACUGCACCCUUUACACACAAACACACUGCUCCCGAUAUACAAAUUGCUACCCCAUACAUACACUGCACCCCUCUCACACACGCACUACCCCUCCAUACACAUACUGCGACCCUCACACACACUGCACCCCUCACACACAUACACACUACAACCCCUAUCCCAGCAGACCUGGGUAAUUUAUCAAACUUUUUUUUAUUUAGAAUUCUUUAUUUUUGCAUUGACAGACAUUACAGCUUGUAAACAUUAUUGGGGCUUGUGCAUAAGCCUAGCAUCAAGAGGUACAUUGGUAUUUCAGUGAUACUGGAAAAAGAUAAUCGUUUGGUUAGGUAUACAUUUGUUGUGCGGAAGCCCCUACUGCGUUGUUGACUGAAGCUGCAGUCCAUCAGUGUUUUUCCAUUUUCGUAAACACAAUCAACUUCAAAACCUGGAAACACCCUAUUUGGUGUUUUCCUUAAGGUAACUCGAACUUCUAAAACUUUGUGUCAUAACCUGUUAUUCUAUUCGUCUCGUAGUUGUUAUUCUCCUUCCCCACCCCACCCCCCCGAUCUCCCCCCACCCCCAGAUUAUGAGCACCUGAGUGGAGCAUUACUUUUCUUGCGUGAGCCGUGUUUGUGAUGACUAUUCGUUAUCUGAUCGUUUACACUUUGCCCUGUCCGAUGUUGGGCCCUUGGACCCUCCGCUGUGCCUCCUUCCCACAAUACAUCUACCCAUUAUCGUGACUGUAAGUCCCCUUUGUGAAGAGCGUGUUAGAUACCUAGUAUUUUGCUCUUAUGAGCCCCCCUGGUCUCAGAUUGUUAUAAGACUUUGGGCUUGUGUGUUUUACGCUCCCUACCGUGCAACUGCUGUCAGCCAGCCCCCCCCCCCUUUUUAUUUUAUUUAUUUAUUUAUUUUCCGUGUAUAGUUGCCCUCUUCUGUGAGGAGAAGGUGAAGAGAGAGGAGGGUGGAUUUAGUUUAGGUAUCAGGGAAGGGCGGGGAGGCAGCAGGCCACCAAAGGGGGGGGGGGGACUCGCCGGGCGCGCCUGCUGCAUGUGUGUGUGGUGGUGGGUGCCACUUUGGUUGGCUCUAGUGUCUCAUGGUGUGCGCGCCAUUCUUUCUUGAUAUUCCUCCCACGGUUGCCACACCUUUGAGAAAGUGCCCAUGGUGUUCCGUACCUGCGCUGUCAAUUUGUCCAUGGUGAAAUUGUCCUGUAUUUUAUGGAUGACUUUGCUCAUAGUGGGGAUGUUGGGGCUUAGCCAUUGUUGGGUCAGUGCUCUUCUGGCUGCUAAGGUCAGUUUGUUAACUAGUUUCUGUUCUUUUGUCGUCAGGUCAGCUUGUGGUUUGGCUAGUAAAAAUAUCCAUGGGUCUCUGUGUAUUGGUCUCUCCAGGACUGCUGUCAUUAAUGUCUCUAUUUCCGACCAGAAUCUCUCUACCUUGGGACAUGUCCACCACAUGUGGAUGUAUGAUCCUCUCUCACCGCAGCCUCUCCAGCAAGUAUCUGUGGUGGUUUUCCCCAUUCUAUAUAGUUUGGCCGGGGUGGCGUACCACCUCAGGAGGGUUUUAUAUGCCUGUUCCUGAAGUGUUACGCAUAUGGAGACUUUGGCUGUCGCUUCCCAUAUAUCCCUCCAGUCCUCCCCUUCCAGUGUUUGGUGUAGAUCUUUCUCCCAUUGGGUGAUAUAGGUGAGGGGUUCUGCGUUCCUCUCCGGGGCACUAAGUUGUGCGUAAAGCCCGGUAAUCAGUCCCUUGCGUGUGUUUUCUGUUAUGCAUAAUCUUUCAAAGCUAGUCAUUGGAGCCUUAGCUACUUCUCUUACUCUAGGAUGGUUAGCGAAGUCCCUUAGUUGUAUAUAUCUGAAAAAGUCUCUAGUCUGUAGUGGCGCUGCCUGUCUUAGUUCGUCAAAGGUUUUGAAUGUGUCUCUGUCGUAUAGGUGAUAGUAUCUCUGCAGGCCUGCAUAUUCCAGACCUUUGAAGUUCCUCGCCCGCAUACCUGGUGUGAAUGCCCUAUUUCUCAAAUAUGGGGUGAGAGGUGAGGGCAUUCUCGUUAGAACAUAUUUUUGAGCGUUGGCGUCCCAUACUUUAAUGGAGUUGAGUAUAGCUGGGCAGUCUGUGAGUAAGGGUGGUCUGUCUGCUUUUGGUACCCAGAUCCAGUACUGGGGAAGGUCUCUUCCCAUCACUAAGGAUUCAAGGUCUGCCCAUCUGCGUCUAUCUGUGCCACUCUAUUAUUUGGGCUAGCUGUGCCGACAGGUAAUACAGGUGAAGAUUGGGAAGUCCCAGUCUCCCUAGUCCCUUUGGUCGGUAGAGUAUGUGUCGGGCUAUCCUAUGUCUUUUGUGUGCCCAUACAAAUUGGUCUAUGUUGGUUUGUAGGGAUUGGAGGUCCCCUUUCGUGACUUUUGUGGUCUUUUGUUAUUGUUUUAAUCAUUGGUGUGUAGUUUUCCGUAUACAGUCGUGAGACCUCUUUUGUUAGUUUGACCCCCAAGUAUUUUAUAUGAUGGUGGUUUAGCUUUAUAUGUGUGUCCUCCCUAUCAGCACCGUGUCUUCCGCCGUCAACCCCAGUGGCAUGGCUUCUGUUUUUUCCAUGUUUAUUUUAUAGCCUGCUACCUGGGCGAACUCCUCUAGCAGCUGGACUAGACUCGGGAGGGAGUUCUCCAGGUCCGUGAGAGUGAGCAGGAUGUCAUCUGCGUACGCAGAUACUUUAUACUGCUCUGUUGCUAUUGUCAGUCCCUUUAUGUUUGGGUGUUCCCUAAUCUUGUAGAGGAGGGGUUCUAGGGCUAGUAUGAAGAGGAGUGGUGAGAGAGGGCAGCCCUGCCUUGUGCCGUUACUUAGCUGAAAUGGUUUUGGGAUCGCUCCUGGUAUGGCUAUUUGGGCCUGUGGAUUCGUGUACAGUGAUUUGACCGCUGUGAUGUAGUUUUCUGGUAGGCCUAUGUGACGCAAUAGGGCGAACAAGUAGCACCAUUGGAUCCUGUCGAAGGCCUUCUCCGCGUCCAGCGAUAGGACGAGAGAAGGCGUCCGAGUUUUACCGGCCCACCAGAUCAGGUCUACUGCACGUCUAGUGUUCUCAUACAGUUGCCUAGCUGGCACAAAGCCCACCUGGUCCGCGUGGACCAGCCUGGGCAGGAUGUGACCCAGCCUGGUGGCCAGGAUCUUGGCGUAGAUUUUGGAGUCUACAUUAAUCAGGGAGAUGGGGCGGUAACUGUUCACCUUCGUUUCAUCUCGUCCCGGUUUCUGGAUAAGAACCACAUUCGCCGUGGCAAGCUCUGCGUUGGGACGUCCCCCCUCCAUCCAUUCCUGAUACGUUGUUGUCAUGUGAGGUGCUAAUUCUGUUCGCAGUGCUUUAUAGUAGGCCCCGUCAAACCCGUCUGGUCCCGGUGUCUUAUUGCCCUCUAUCAAUCCUAUGGCCCUGUCUACUUCUUCUGUCGUAAUUAGUGACUCUAGGUCUAUUAGGUCUUCCCUAUUUGGCUUGGGUAGGUUUAUGCUGUUCCCUGUUGGUUUCAUCUUACAUGAUUUAAUAGUUGCCGUAGGAAAUUGGUGAAUUCCUCGGCUAUGUCCUGUGGGGAAGUGAGGGAUUGGCCCCUUUCGUUGGUGAUGGAUGUGAUGUGUUUGUGUUUUUGUUUGGGUCUGAGGGCUCUAGCUAAUAAUGUAUCCAUUUUAUUGGACUUUUCAUAAAAAAGUCUUCUCGAUCGGGUGAUAUCUCUGCUUACCUCAUCCAAGAGGAGAUUCUUCAGCGCAUGUCUGAUGUUUUGUAUGUCGUCUAGUGUGGGCUGUGUCGGAUUCUGUUUGUGUUGCAUUUCCGCUUUGCGGAGGGCCUUCUGUAGUUCGGUUAGUUUUUCCAUUUUUUGUUUUUUAUUACGUGUCGCUAUUUUUAUUAGGGUUCCCCGCAGGACCGCUUUGUGGGCCGCCCACGUCAUAGUGGGGGAUAUUCCUACUGUGGUGUUUAAUUCAAAGUACUUGUUUACUUCUGUCUUAAGUAGCGCUAGGGUGUCUUGGUCUCUAAGGAGGGAGUUAAGCCUCCAUCUCCAGCGGGCCCGAGGCCCCGGUGUGUGUAGGGUCAGGGCAAUGUCAUCAUAUUUAUGGCGGACGACUUGACCCAUCUCAUGCCUUGUUGAUUCGUAAGGAAUACGUCUAUUCGGGAGUAAGUGGAGUGUACUGCUGAAUAGUGGGUAUAGUCUAGUGUGCCUGGGUGUUGCAACCGCCAGGGGUCCAGAAGCCCAGUGUUUUGUAGAAAUUUGUUUAGUAAGCGAUCCUGUCCUCCUCUACCCUGUGAUCUGGGUUGACCCGGUUUGCCCCUGCGGUCGACCGCGGGACACGGCGCUGCGUUCAGGUCGCCCCCUAGGAUCAGUAUACCCACGUCAAUGAGUUUAUGAGCUUUUCUAGGGUUGUCAGGGAUGUUAGGGGCAUAUACGUUUAUGAGGUGGUAUUUGGCGGCGUUGAUCAGUCCCGUGAGUAUUAUAAACCGUCCAUCCGUGUCUCUGUGUAUGGACUGUAUUACCAGUGGGCAUCGUUUGUGGAUGACUAUUUCUUCUUCCUUUGUCUUACGGAGCGAGCGGGCCGCGUAUGCUUUCGUAUAUAUGUGGUCUAUGAUUUGAAGCUUUGAGGUCUUAGGGAGGUGGGUUUCCUGUAUGAAUGCUAUGUCUGCCUUCUGUCUGUGUAGUUCCCUGAGUAAAAGUCUGCGUUUGUUUGGCACAUUAAGGCCGUUUACAUUGAGUGAUGUAAUUUUAAGUUCCAUGUGAUAAUGCGUGUGGUGUGCUAGUGUACCUUGAGCAUCUUUGCCUUGUUGGUGCAUAGUCCGGAGUGUCCGCCUUGUUGUUGCGCGCCGCCCGGCGGUCCCCCCCGGGGUGGUUGCCGAAUGUGCCUUGUCUCAGCGGAAUCGUGGGCAGGGGCGGGAAAGGAAAGAAAACAGGUCAUGAAAACACAUAUUGAUAUCCUAAUAACAUAACCCAUAAAACAGUUAUCCCAACUUAGUGGAGGAUGACCCUCCGUGAUCCUUAUACCUGUCGAAUCUGAUAUCCCGGUCUUAUCUCUCGCCAGGUCGAUCGGGGGUGGCCACCCGCCGCGUCAAGAAGUGUCUCAAACGGGGCGGGUGUACAGCCCCAGAGCACCCCCGCGAGGCUCUAUGCUUGUGUCUAACUUGUCGUGGGUGUUUACGACAUAGGGUGUGACGAUCACCGGCUCCUGUGAGUCUGUCUGCUGAUCUGUAUAGGUAUGUCCUGAGGGAGGGGGUGUGAAUGACCCUUCGCCUGUCCUGCGGUUUUCCUCCGUGUCUUAGGUAUCUGAUCUGCUCCCUCUCCCUGGGCCCCUUCGUUUUUUUAUUUUUUUUUCCUUACUUGCUUCCCAUCACUUUGUGCCACUUUGUGCUGGUUGCGCAGUGCUGGUUGCGCAGUUGUGUCCACUUAAACCUUUCCCCGGUGGGGGGGGGGGGUGGAUGUAUGUGUGUGGGUGCUUGCCCUCCCCCGCCUGUCACGUCCAACUUGCCUCUAAAGCCCUUGCCUGGUUUCUGGGCCAUCACCUGGCGGGAAACAGCUGGGUCAUGCCCGACUUGAGAGUCUACAAAGAUAGGGAGCCCUCUGCCAUCAGUUCUAUGGCCGAUGGUUUGGUCUGGUCUAUGCCUUUCGCCUUUUAAUCAGACACCUCCCGGAGUAUAUGUGGGAUGGCUUGUUGUUAACCCCAAAAGGGUUGUUAAUUAUACCAUCCCCCUAAAGUUAGCGAGUUUUCCUGCUUGCUUUUUUUUUUUUUUUUAUUAUAUAUGGAGUGGCUAUACUCGUACCCUUCUCCAUUCGGGUAAUCUCCCCCUCCCUCCCCUCCCUGUCUUUCGUCAGACCCCAUGUCCCCUCUAUCCCCUACCACAUUUAAAUUUUAACUAUGUCCACAGUGUCCCUUCAAUGUGAUGCAUCUUAUAUAUAUCAACUUGCGUGUUGUAUUGUCCAUUUUGCAUGUCCCUCUGGUGCAGGUCGCCGUUUUUGUUGCCUAUCUCGCUCUGCGUUCCAGCCAUUCCCUGGGGAGCAGGCCUAGCACCCCGGCCCCCUCGGUGGUAAGGCCAGGUCUCCUGGUACCUCAAUACCCAGUUCCUGGAGGACGCCUCUGGGGUCCAUGGAUGGUGUCAGCACUGUCGGUCUUGGGCCAUUAAAGAUGAGCAUCUUAAAGGGGAAGCCCCAUGCGAAGCGCAGACCUUUGGCUCUGAGGAGGUCAGCGAUGGGUUUCCAUUCUCUUCUUCUUGCGAGGGUAGUUGGAGCGAUGUCUUGGUAGAUCUGUACUGCCGUUCCUUUAUACAUGUAUUGCUGGAGCCUGCUUUGCUUGAGAAUUGCUUCUUUCGUGGAAAAAAAGUGCCACCUGAUGAUGACAUCUCUGGGAGGCCUGUUUUGCGGUCCAUUAGCUUGCAGUGCCCUGUGUAUUCUGUCGAUGUGCCACAGCUGAUCUGGUAUCUGCAGUAGGCUGGCGCGGAAAAUCUCACGGAAGGUCUCCAUCCCCGACCUCCUCUGGUAGGCCUCUUAUGCGCAUGUUGUUGCGCUGUGUUCUAUUAGAGUUGUCUUCCAGCUCCAUUUCCAGUUCAGCUACCCUGGUGAGUAGUGCGUUUGUGGUUGUGGUAUUAUCAUUGUGUGCUGCUACCACAUCUUCUAGCCUGCUCUCUAAGGCCUCUGUACGAAUGCUAUGGCCUGGAUUUCUGCCUUCACCUCCCUAGCUGAUCUGUCUAUCUCCCCUGCCAGGUACCCCUUUACCUCCUCCAGAGAGUGGAGUAUAGCGUUCUGGGGGUCCUCCGUGUGCCCAAAUAGGGAGGAUGUCGGCGUGGCCGGUGAUCCAGGAGUGGAGGUGCCCGUCGGGCUUUCCGCGCCAUGUGCACCACGUGGCGUGGGCUUAAUGGCGGCCAGCAUGUCCGCGACAGAGGGAUUGCCGCCUCGCUGUUUCUUCGCCGCCGCCUUCCUUUGUGACAUGUUGCUCGGGGGGCACUGCGGUUUUGCCGAUACCGGUGUUGUGCGUAGGGGUGAUUUUAACAGAUAAGUGUGGGUUGCCGGGCGGGUAACUGAGCCUCUGGUGCGGAGCUCCGAAGUUAGUCUGCCAUCACUCUCGGAGUCCAAGCCACACCCCCCCUAUCAAAUGUUUUUUUAAACGGUUUGACUACUUACUCUGGGAGGGCACCACAGCAACUCCUGGCACCAAAACCACUACAGAGAGCUGUAGUGGUUAUUGUGCCUGGAUUGUUAAUUAAAAUAAUCUGCCAGUGCCCCUCCCGAGAUUAGCUUCUGGAUCCGCCACUGCUGGAAGAUCACACUAGGCUCUGUCGUAACCAGUGCUGCAUAUACUUCCAUGACGGCUUAAACACAUAAGGGGGGAGAUUGCUACCUCUUCAGUUAGUUCUCGUACUGCCAAUCCAUACCCGUUUGGAAUUAGUGUGGUAUAGCUUUAUUAUUGACUAUUAUUGAGCAUCUCACUCAGUUCUGUUCCCCUCCUAUCAGGCUACACUGUUUAAUUUGUCCUAGUACUUUUUAGAGUUAAUACAUUUUUUUGUUAUUUAUUAUUAUUUUCUCCUUUAGGAUCUUAUUGGAGUGGAUUGGAAAUUUAACCUUGUGGUCACUUUCUAUUUAAGUGACACCUUUGGUUCUCUACUAUUUAUUGUAUUUCCUCGGGUUAUCCCCUAUUUUUCCAGUCUAGGUGACCUUUUUUUGUGGGUUAGGUACGGGACGAGGGUGUUACACUAAACCCCUAUCCUUGACCGCUCCCCUUCUUUUUUUUUGUUUAUUUUCUAUUUUCCUUUCUUUUUUUUCUAUAGGUGUGUACCUUUCUGUGUCGCUCUAUCUUCCCUUUAUUCUUAGUGUAUAUUUAAUGUGCAUUUUGUGUCAUUUCAUUCUUAAUCAUUGUGGACCUUUAUAUGAGGAUAAUUAUACUUCACUUCGUACAUUGCUUAACUUAUUUCCUGUGUACUUAAUCAAUGUCCUAAUAUAUUUAGACUUUUUCCAUAUUUUUUACUUAUAUUUCUUUACUUAAAAGUUCCUACUUUUACUUGCUUAUCUUUUCUCAUUCUCCCCCUGUGCUUCUAAACUCAAAAAAAAAGAGAACGCCCGCCAAAAAAAAAAUUAUUUCAUAUAUUCUUCUCUUUCUUCUCCCAUACUUGAGGAGUUAAGUUUCACUAGUGCCAAUUUUUCUUCCCUUCCUCUCUUUUUUAUCUUUUAUUUUCUUUAGUACGUUGGGGCCUCUCUGUUUAUUAACUGUUGAUUGGAGCUGCUUUCAAUUUUGUUUGCAGUUAGCCAGCUUUUUAGAUCUUCUGCUCAGUAAAUAGGAGUGAUCUUUUCUUCAUGUGAUGUAAUAAUUUUCGUGGGGUACCCCCAUCGGUAAUUAAUAUUAUGUCUCAUAAUUAAUGUACCAUCAGAAAAGGUUUUCCUCUUUUGUCUGGUUGGCCAUGACAGGUCCUGGAAUAUUUUCAGGCUUUCGUAUUCUUCUGCGCGUAUGUUACCUCUUGUAGCUCUCAAUAUUGGUGUAUUAAGUUUGGAAGAGGCGCAGCAUAUCAGUAUAUCUUUUGGAAGGUGGUCUGAGACACCUUUAGGUUUAUUCACUCUAUGGCAUCUCUCCAUCAUAGGAAUUCUGGCGUCCCAUUCCACAUCCAGGUGUUGUUAUUAUUUGUUCUGAUACUCCUCUGAUUCUUAAGUUGUUCCGUCUGUACCGUUCCUCCGAGUCUACGAACUUGUUCUCCGUGUCAGCCAUUUUCUUUUCUAGUGCCAGAUGUUCUUCUUUAUGGGCUUUUUCCUUGUAUUCCAUCCCGUUUAAUUUCUCUUCUAUCCCUUGUAUUCGUAGGUUAAGAGUCAGCAGUUCUGGGCGGUGCCUGGCAGCCAUCCUGUUCAGACGCCAUCUAAACCUGCUCUCCCGAACCCGGAGAUAAUCAGCAAAAAAUCCCCAAAGCAAAGCCCCAUCGCGCCUCGACAGGCACCCAGCACUGACCAGCGAUACGUACCGCACCAAUUGAUGCCUUUUUUCCAGGCACCCAAGCAGCUCAGGCAGAGGUGCAAAUCUGCGGCCUACCGCGCAACGCCAAUCCAGGGCCUAGAGGCCUACCUCGGCGGAAGCCUCCUAGAGCACUACACAUCCAACCCGGACACGGGUACCACUGCCAUGGGCUGCCAUUCACACAAAGCCACAGCUGGCCCCAACACGCAAGGCAGUGAUAUAGGGGAGAUGUGGCUUCGGCCUGCACAAUCAGAGCCAGCACACACCACGCAUCGAUCCCCCGCCGGCCCGGCACCCAAACCCGACCGAGGUGAGCCAGCCAUGGCAAUGGCUCCCCCGGCGAACCACCCGCUGAAACCUGAACACCAUAAAGACUCUGCCCCCACUACUAAAGGGGACCUAAAAGCCCUCCUGAUCAACAUAAAAAAAUUGCUGGUGGCAGACGUCGCAAUGGUUAAUGCUGACAUACAAAGUGUAACGGAAAGGGUUGGAACUGUGGAGGCAGACAUCACAAACGUCCAGGACAUAGUGUCCACCCUCAAGGACUCGGUCCAAUGACUCCAAGCAGUGCAGCAUGUACUAGCUGGUCAAAUUAUGUUCCUGGAGGACAAACAAUGUCAGACGCAUAUCAAAAUCAGGGGUAUCCCCACCGCGGUCACGACUGAGGAGCUGCCGCACUACACACGGUGGCUGCUCACAACAAUAUUACCCCAGGCAACCGCCAAGAAAAUAGCUCUGGACAGGAUCUACAGAGUGACGAGCUCCGUACACCUACCACCCAACACACCCAGAGAUGUUAUUCUGGUGACGGUAUCUGACAAGAUACAAAUAAUGACUGCCAUAAAAUGUAAAACACUGCUGGCUUUUGAGGGUGUCCAGCUCUCCUUCUUCCAGGACAUUGUAUUUAAUGUUUCCUUCACAUCUCCGCUUUUGUGCCCAGUUAUAUUUUUUCUUUCUUAUUCUAUUUCACAUUCACUUAUUCCUAUUUUAAUGGAGCCACAUUGCUGAGGCGAAAGACCUUUGGAUCCGUGACAACCGCGUUGCGCAAAGCAGGCAUAGCCUACAGAUGGGAGAAUAUGGGCGCACUGCUCGUCCAUCACAACGGGACUGCACACCACCUCGCAUCCCCAUCCAGAGCCCCCACCUUCCUAAGGGCAGUGGGACUAGAGCCCCCACAUCUCACCUCCAGGACCGCAAGCCAACUGGAGAGCUGGGACCCAGAGGACAGCACCACUCCUGAACAAUCAACACGCGACCCACAGACUCUAACCAUCUGACCCUGCACAAGGACUGAACCCAGAGACAAUAUGCAUGGCACGGUUACAGCUGCCAAAAGGAGGACCUAGACCUCAUAUGAUGAGGGGUAAUAAAUCCCCUGACCACUAACUUCCAUGUUUAUUUUUGAAUCGUACUAUUGCAACUCUCUCAUCCCAUGUUAAACUGCAUGCAAGUCUCUGUGUUCCUUUCCUUUUUGUUUUUUUUCUUCUCUUUUUCUUUUCUUUGGUAUCUCUUUUAUUUUUAAUGCAACCGCAGUCUAGGGGCCCCUACUCUCAAAAAAGCGGCAGACAGGCCCCCACGAUUGAUAAAACACUGACGCCCACUCUGGUUAAUGCCACUCCGCCCACCCCGCCACCCCCAGGGAUAGAUGAGAUGCCACACAAGGUACAAUGCACACCGGAGCACCCUGCACACAUGUUAUCCCAGCUAGCCUGGAACUAUUAAGAGCUCCACAGGCGAGUACACACAGGCAUCCAAACCCACACACUUGAACCAGCCUGUAACACAUGCUCCCACACACACUGACACAUCGUAGCCCGAACUAGGGAGCAUCCUUACACUCUCACACUUGGAGUAAACAAGGGGAACAACGAACAUGCCACCAUACCUGUUGCAACCUUGUCGACCCCUGGUAUGUCACCCAACUUGCUUGCUAUAUGAAAAUGUGCUUACAACUUUGAAACAUCUUUGUUAACGCUAUUUCAUUGUUCCGCUCGAAAUUAAGUCAUACCACUGUCUCCGUAUAAUUCUGUUAACGUGAUAAACCAAGCACACACAAAUAAAGAAUAAAAAAAAUUUUUUUUUAAAGAGUCAGCAGUUCUUUCUUAAUAUCCAGGGUAUUAAUCUGUAUUUCUUUUCUCAAUUUCCCAAAUUGUAUCUAGGUGUCUGAGUAGAUGGUCAUAUUCGUUUCUUCCUUCUCUUGACUCUUGAUUUUCCUCUGUUUGUGCUUUGUUAAUAUCUCCCUCUAUUUGAUACGAGAGAUUCCUCCAGGUUUGACUUAUUACCCGGGGGAUGUGGUGAAAAAAAGGAAAGGCGUUUUCCUGUUUUUUUUUCUUUUUUCAAAUGCUUGCCAUUUUGUAUCUUUUUAGUAGCCAUUUUGUUUCUUUGGUUGGUUUAAUCCCUCUCUAGAGAUUGUAAACUUUUUGGAAUAAUUAUAUCUUGUUUCUUAGGAUAUUCCUUUUGUAUUUAAUGUUUCCUUCACAUCUCCGCUUUUGUGCCCAGUUAUAUUUUUUCUUUCUUAUUCUAUUUCACAUUCACUUAUUCCUAUUUUAAUGGAGUAGUGAAUUUAAUGCAAAAAAGAAUAGGGAUUGAUAAGAGGGGGCUGGAAGGAACAGCAAUAGAGAAAAAUAAAUAAAUAAAUUAAACAAACAAAAGACACCACAGAAAGUAUUUACCCGACCCACUUAAGACUGUCAGGCAGUCAACACAGUGAGCAAAAUUAAAUGAACUUUAGCUCAUAUAUUGCUCCCUGAAUUCUGCUUUUUAUAAUGUCCUAUAUUUUCACCUCUUUCUCAAGCGCCCUUUAGUAAUCAAAUGACCAAAUAUUUAUGCUAUUAUAUUUGUACAAUCUCCUACAGACUAUGUGCAUACAUUUUUGUAACAUUGGGCACUUAGCUUUUGGAGAUGUACUCCAGAUCUGCUUUAUUGCAGCUUGCUGUUGUACUCCCUUGGUAACCUUAUCAGUGGAGAAGCUGGCUGUAGUACAUAGCUCUGUCCAGCAGAAAGGUGAGUAGCUCCCUACUUCUCAGCCCAGCAUCUGGUCCUUUUUGACCGUUAUGUGGGGAUCCAUGGAGCACCCCAGGUAAUACACCAGGUAGAUUGAGCCAUCCCUCUGCUCUUGGUCGGCUCCCUGGAUCGCCCCCUCAGCCGCCUUCCACAAGGACGCAGGCAACGUACGCUACGUCAUCGCUCCACCCCCGACAUUGUAAACUAACAAGUCUUAAUGAAAUAUAUAUGCUAUUCUCCGAGCAGAAGGAUAGGCAAGACAUGGUGAGUGUAAAAGAGUAAGCUUAUGCUACAUUAGUAUGACACAAGAGUUGUGAUACAACUGGGAUGUUAUUAGAGUAUGCAAGUUACAGGAGAUAAAGGGAAUAGGCGAUAGGAGAUGAAAUAAAGGAACACUGCAACAUUAAAAAUAAAUUUUUAACAUUGGAAUGUUUUGGGCUUUUGUUUCUUUUGUGGAGAAGCGGGGUUAAGAUUAAGGGCCCCCAAUUUUUUAAUAAAUAAAUAUUUUGAGAGAGGAAACUGUUUUCAUGACACAGUUGUGCUUCACCCCUGUCAGAUCAUUAAUGCUGAUGAUCUCAAGGUCAAUCCAAUGCUUCUCUUUGAGAAACAUUGUGGAUAUAGGGCACACAUUAAUUCACUCAGCCACUAGAAUCUCAGCACUGAAUCUAAUUAUUAUCUAAAACAUCAGGUAGUUGCAGAUAAGAUAAUUUAUAAAAGUGCUGAUUGCUAUUGAAAUUGGAACUUUUGAAAAAUAAGAAAAAGGGGAAAGUCAGUUUACCCCUAAAGCUUUAGUGGACUGGAUUGUUCUAUUAAGAACAUCAACAGCAAAUAGUAGCCCACUGCUUGAUAGUGUAACUCCUGCUAAUUCUGGGCAGACCAGAAUGUAAGUCCUGGUACUAGCCUAAUUGGAAAAAACAAAAACAAAAAAAAAAAAAAGUAUAAAAAAAAAAGAAAAAUACAUGUCACAGUGAAGCAUUAGUAAUGCCAUCUUGGAGUUUUUGACACACACAUAAGGCACUCACCUUUCAAUCUUGAGGUUUAUAAUGAGGUUGUCUGAAGCCAGGGUUGGCUUUAUUUAUACAUGAGUUACUAUUAUGUUUCCUAGUAGAUGACAAGCUAAGAAAACUAAUGAGAUAUACCUACAGAAACAUCAAAGCACACAUUUCAGAGCCUCAUGCAAUAUUGCAUACAAUAUAAAGAGCAUAUAUAAAAAGAAAACUGACAGUAUAAUAUGCACAACGUAAACCAGCAUUUUUUUAAUUUAAGUGCCUCUCUUUCCAGGGAAAUUGCAGCCAACAAAGGUGAAUUGUUGAAAAAGUGCAUCACGCAUGUUCUAAAUGCCUCGCACAGUCGCUGGAGAGGGGGUGAAGAUUACAAAGGAAUGAAUAUUUCAUACAUGGGUAUAGAAGCACAGGAUUCACCAACUUUUGAUAUGAGUGUCUAUUUCUACCCUGCAGCAGAUUUUAUUAAUAAUGCCCUAAGAGAAAAGGGAGGUAAGUAGUGUGAUUGGAUCUAUCCUAAUUCCAGGCAAAAACACAAUGAAGAAAAAAAAAAAGGAAGAAAGAAUAUACAUUUGAGUUGCUUAGCUAUGAACACCAAAGUUUUAAAUCAAUAUCUCAUGUUUUAUCAAUUUGGGAACAUUGCAUCUUUUGGCCCACAGAUAAUUCACUUUCUUGUUUAUUAGAAUGAAAGGCAUAAGAGAAUAGGCAUUGUUAGCUAGCAGAUGGGUGGGCUAAGAUUUAGUCAGGCAAAAAGUUCAUGGUGGAAAAAAAAGAACUCCACAGACCCUGUCCUUGGGACAAAGGGCAGUAAAUUGAUUGGCUUAACUCACAGGUAUGUUUGUAACUUCCUUAAAUAAACAGAUUUGGGAAAAUUCGAAUCGUUUUAUUUGCAUUUUAAAACAAUAGUGUAUUCUAGCUUGGGCUGUCAAGACCCACAUUGCCACAUUUGUUAAGACACAACUACAGCUUCAAUACAGUUUUCCCUGUAUUUACCUUUAAUUUUGUCACUGCAUGUGAUAGAAAAACAAUCAGGAAAUAUACCGUAAUUCCCUCUACCAGAAGAGAUGAAAUUGAAGUAUGAAUGCUCCAAAGACCAAAAUUCCAAACUCAUGUGUAACUUCACAGCAUAUAACGCCUUUCUUGACUGAGUCCAAAGGUUGCACUAAGAUGUCACCACCAAAUAGCAUAUCUAUGAAGCAUGUAAAGAGGCUUGGCAAAAUUAGGGCAUGACCCUAUAACCCUAUAGCCACCAAAACUGGGCAAAUAUAUACAUGGGGGGUGUUGCUGUACUCUGUGACAGUAGCAGAAUACAAAUCAGUAGUCUUUACAGUAGUGAGACAUACAUGGUCUGUGAAAUGAACUCUGAAGAUGACACAUUUGCAAAAGUCACAAAAGAUUAAAUAUACCCAGCAGUUUUGGCUGGUUGGCAAUGUAAUGGUUUGAUGAACACUGCCAAAAUGCUGAUAGUUUUAGUGCCCUGAUACGCUUACUUUCUACAACAUUAUAUUUUUGUAUAGCGAUUUUGGAUUCUGCAACUGCUAUUAACUUUAUUGCUAGCAUGCCUAAUUUGGGUAAGCAUUAGUUUUGAAACCACAAUUCACUGCUUGCCGUAUAGCUUUCAAAAAUAGAUAUAAAUCCUAGACACAAUGGGCAUUUUUAGAUUCGGGACUAAUAAGUGAAUCUAUUUUGAUUUGUUUUUCUUUAGUUGCGAUAGCUUUGUAGAAGUUAUGAGCAAAAUAUUUUAGAUUUUUUGAGUAUUGUGUUAAAUACCCGGGGCAGAUCCAGAACCUAAUCUCAGGAGGGGCACUGGGUGAUUAUUUAAAGAAACAAUCCAGGCACAAUAACCACUACAGCUCACUGUAGUGGUUAUGGUGCCAUGGUGCUCUCCCAGUAGUAGUAGGAAAUAGGGGCAGUAGUGUGUGUGUGAGGGGUGCAGUGUGUGUGUGUGUGUUUAUUUGGGUGCAGUGUGUGUGUAUUGGGGCAGUGAGUUUGUGAAUGUAUUGGGGGCAAUGUGUGUAUUGGGGGGGGCAGUGUGUGUGUAUUGAGGGCAGGGUAUGUGUGUAUGUGUGUGUAAUGAGGGCAGCCUGUGUGUGUGUUUGUGUGUGUGUGUGUAUUUAGGAAGGUUGUGUGUGUAUCGAGGGGCAGUGUGUGUGUGUGUUUGUCUAUAUUGGGGAGCAGUAUGUGUGUACGUGUGUGUGUGUGUGGUGCAGAGCAGCACCACCAACAGCAAGGAGAGAGGGGGAAAACAACCAGAAUGAUUUAUUACAGCAGUGUUGAACAAUGAAUCUGAGAAGGAAAAGACAACAGAUGAGGCUUAGGUACAAAAAGCCAAAAUAAUGUGUUGGGGACUUUUGACCUGCUAUGGAAAGCAAGUCUGUGCUUUCCAAAUAUGGGUAUGCAGGAGAGGUGUGUCUUAGAGCAAGUAUAACACCCAAUGAAAAGAAGAUUGAUGCUCUCAGCAGGAGACAAGAGUUACAGGAAUAAGUGAAAAUAUGAUAUUUUAAUACUAUUUAGGGAAAUCCUGUAACAUGAUUCAAGCCACAUGGUAGAAAACUGCAAACCUGUACCCAGCAUGACAGUUUCACAUUACAUAAACAUAUAGGAUAACAUAGGGGAUAUCUUUCCUUUAAAAAAAAACUCACAUGCCUCUAUAUUAUGUAUGGGCACACUUAACCCCUUCCCGACCACAGACAUACUGGGUACGUCGGACAAAAAACGUCCGUCAAUGACCGCGGAUGUACCCAGUAAAUCCGCAGCAAAAAUGACCCCUGGACUUACCUGGACUGGUGAUCCUGAUCAGGGGGAACUGCCGAGACCCCAGCAGUCCACUUGCAGCAGCUCCGGCCAUCGCAGCGUUCCAGGGCAAUGUGAUCACCAUGAUCACAUGGCCGCAAUAGGAGUCUAUGGAGCUGCCAGCAGGGGCACUGCCUGAACUGUCAAGCAGUCCCUCAGGCACCUAAAAAUUUGACAUAUAUAUAUAUGGAGAAACUACACCUUUUGUUUCAUUACCUUUGAUUUUCCUAGUUCGGUAGAUAAAACUACUGAACAUCGACCAACCCCCUGGCUCAUUAACUAAAAAAGCAGACUGCAUGUUAAGUGCUCUCUCUGUGUGGCCGCCGUUCGUAUAGAAGAAAACGCCAUGUGCAGGCGAAAACGGUGGCCAUUUUGUUUGCACGAAUGGAGGCAGCGGGAUUUGGUCAUUGAGUGUUUGGAACUAAAAUCGGACAUUCGACUUCGCGAGCGCCUGCUUCUGUUCAUCGACCAACCAGGAGAGCGCUAUUCAGUAGGUUUAUUCCCACAAACUAGGGUAACAAAUGAUACCUAUGGGCCAGGGGAACCGUUCGUGGAUUUGUUCAGUUUUUAGACUUUUCUAAAUAGACCGACCGCACAGCCUAAUUUAAUGGAGCUAUUUCUGGGCAGGAGCCUCGUGUGCGGUCGUCAAAUUAAGACUUCCAUGGAACUCCCAAACCCCUGAACCGAUCUGGGUGAUUUUUUAAUAUAUUGGUUCCCCAGAUCAGGGCUAUCAGGGGAUAUGUCUUUGUAUCAUGGGUCAUAGCUUACAAACAAAACACACAGAACUGGUAUCACAUAGGAUAAUAAAGAGAAGAGUGAAAUUACCCAUAAACAAAUUAAUUUAAUAUCAUCUAGAGGGUCAGAGAGCCUAUAAGAGUCUGUCCUGUUCUUGCUUUCAGCCUAAUUUGGCAGAAUUGUAACACAUUUUUCCAUAACUCCAGCCCUUUACCAGCCUCUAAUCUCUUCAAUAAAUUUAGAAUAAAACACACAUAGUUCCUCAUUAGAGAAAUCGUUGAUCAGGAGUAGGCCCUUUUCCAUCUCAAGUUGGUAUAAUAGUUGUGCUUUAACUUGACCUUUAUUUGGGAUCUCCAUAUUUUUCCAGAAUCUGGCAAUUAACAUUUUAGUUGCCAUUAAGCAAUGAACAAUCACCAAUUCUAGAUCACCAUGUAUUUCUAAGCCAAAGAGAUGGAGUAGGGCAAAUUCCGCUUUAUACUCAAAGCGUAUACCUCCAAUUCUAAAGAUAAGAUCAAAUGUAAUAUUCCAAAGGGGUUUAAUUCUGGGACAAGCCCACCAGAUAUGGAGUAAAGUCCCUUCUGGUUGGAAACCCCGCCAACAAUUAGGAGGGUUAGAAUUGGAUAUUUUAGCAAGUCUAACAGGGACCAUAUACCAUCUAAACAACAUUUUAGUGAAGGUCUCUAAAAUAUUGAGAUUAUGUAUGUAUUUCUUCGUCAUCAUGAAUGCUUUACACCAAUUAUUGUAUGGAAUAGAUGUAACUAGAUCUUCUUCCCAUUCAGUUAAAGCAUUGGGUAUGUCCGGGACCCCCGUGAGUUUUCAGAUCUAUCGCGAGAGAGAAAACCUUCACAGCUAGACCUGAAAAAAUCUUCCUAAAUAAAUUGCCCCUACCGCCACCUAGGGAAAUAAUAUGAUCUUUAAGGAAACUCUUAAGACGCAAAUACUUAAAUAUUUCUUUAGAGGAUAAGUCCAGCUCCCUCCUAAGAACUUCAAAACUUUUCAGUUGCUGUCCGAUAUAUAGAUCUUUUAUUCUGUAAUUACAAUUUUUAUACUAAUGCCCUAAACUUACCUCUAACAUAAACUGUUCUAAAGAGUAAGAUUCUCAUGGAGUUUUUUAUUGAUCUUCAAGAUAUUUUUUAUAUUUGUCCAUUCUUUGAAAGUUUGAGAUAGGGACAGAACAGACAAGACUGAGAUCUCAUGCAAAUCUUUAUUCUGGCUUACUUCUCUCCACAAAAGAAGCUUCAAAUUAUCCAAACCAAUUCUAGCUGACUCAAUUUUAUACCAGGCUUGUUUUCUUGAAUCACUUAAUUGUAAAUGGCAAGCAUGGACCAACAUAUUAGCCUGAUAGACUUGAGUAAUCAGGGGGUAUCCCAAUCCCCCCUGCUGGGUCUUCCUUGAUAGAGUGUAAGUGUUGAUUCUAGGACGUUUCCCUUUCCAGAUAUAAGAUGUAAUACUAUUUUGGACCAUGUUCAGCCAAAAGGGAGAAAUCGAAAGGGGAAGCAUGCUAAAUAGGUAAGCCCAUUUGGGGAUUAUAUAGGCUUUAAUAGUAUUUAUCCUUCCCUACCAGGAGAUCUCAUGGGCUCUCCAUUCUUUAAGUAAGGCAUUGGUGUCUUUUAAUAAUUUAAAAAAAUUAAUUUCCAUAGUCCACCUUGUAUCUGCGGGGAUAAUCAACCCCAGAUAUAAGAUCUCUUUAUUCGUCCAUUUGAAAUCAAAAUCGCUUUUUAAAAGAGCUAGAUUAUCUUUUUGAAUAUUGAUAGCCAUAGCUACUGUUUUAUUCAUAUUUAAACUAUAAUUAGAUAUCCUGCUAUAAUUAUCAAAUUCUUGCAUUAAAUAUGGGAGGGAGCUGAGGAGGUCAGUGAUAGAAAUUAAAAUAUCGUCAGCGUACAAACAUAUCUUCCAUUCAUCCUCCUGAACUCCCAUUCCCUUAAUCCCUGAAUUAUGUCUGAUAUUAUUGGCCAGCGGUUCUAUAGACAAGACAUAAAGUAAGGGGGAGAGGGGACAGUCCUGCCUUGUCCCAUUGGAAAUACCGAACCACUCUGAACAUAAAUCGCGGGCGGUGGGGUUUGAAUAUAUAGCACCCACUGCACCCAUAAACCAUCCUUCAAAACCAAACUGUAAUAGGGUUCUCUUCAAGAACUCCCAUCCAACCCUGUAGAAAGCUUUUUCUGCAUCCACCGACAGGGUCAGGAGAGGAGUUCCUUCUUGCCUAGCCCAAUCCAAUAUGUCCAGCACCCUACGAGUGUUAUUGGAAGAAUGACGCCCCAUCAUAAACCCUAUCUGAUCAUGAUGGAUCAAAGAUGGCAAUACCUUUUUCAGCCUUUCCGCCAGUAUUGCGGCAUAGAGUUUGACGUCUACCAAAGAGAUAGGACGGUAAUUGCUCACAUCAGAGGGCAUUUUUCCUUGUUUCAAAAUUGGAGUGAUUUAUGCCCUUAAUAGCUCAGAGGAGGCAGAUCCUUUGGACGCCAUUUCAUUAAAGGUGUCAGUUAGAAGCAGAAUGAAAGGUUUGUAUAGCCGUCCGGGCCUGGGGCUUUAUUAUUUACAAGUUUAUUAAUUGCUACAUCCACUUCACUCUGAGAAAUAAUUCUAUUUAACAUUGCCUUCUAGUCGUAAGAAAUUUCUGGUAACUUAGAGUUUUUCAAGUAAUUCUCCAUCUUAGCUAGAUCAGGAGAUGUAUUCAGGUUAUAUAGACUCGCAUAAAAGAUCUAAAUUUUCCAGCAAUUUCGUCUGGCUUGUAAAUAUAAUUACUUCCAUCUACCAAUUUAGAAAUCUUUUGAUCAGCCACUCUUUUCUUUAACUUAUUUGAUAAUAUAGAGUCAGCUUGAUUGUUCUUAUAAUAAUAUUUAAUAUUGAGCUUAUUGAUGUUGCUCUCUAUCCUAUUCUUAAUCUGGACAUUUUUUUUUUUUUUUUUUACAUUGCUUAAUAGAUAAAGCUCUCUGUUUGUAGUAAGAUUGUUUAUUGGCUUUAGAAAGAUUAUAAAAUUCUAUAUAUAGGUCGGACAGAGUGUUAUUUAGGUUCCUUUUCUGUUGGCUUGCUAAUUUGAUCCAAUAUCCUCUAAUGACUGCUUUGCAGGAACACCAAAGGCAUUCUUUGGAGAUCUCAUCAGAUGUACUUUCUUUAAUGAAGAAAUCGAUUAAGUUCUCUAUAUGAUCAAUAUUAGCUUUAUUUUUUAAUAAAUAAUCCACAAGUCUCCAUAUCGGAGGGGAUCUAGUAUUGGUCAUCACCAACUCAGCAGUUAUCAUAUCGUGAUCGGACCAAGUAUUUUCAACAAUAGAAAUUGAAGAGAUCGCCUUAACUAAGUCUAAAUUGCCCAGAAUCAUAUCUAUCCUAGCAGCCGAGCUAUGAGGGAUGGACCUAUGCGUAUAGUUCUUUUCAUUGGGAUGGCAAAGUCUCCAACAGUCAUAGAGCUCUGCUUUCUUUAUUAUCCUACUAAGUGACGCGGCCUGCCGUUUCAGGGAUUUAUCUAUCUGCUGGUUCUUAGACAGUUGCUUAUCCAAUAAAGUAUCACAAAUACAAUUAAAAUCACCUGCAACUAAAACUCUGCCUUUUUUUAACUUGCUCCACCAAACUCAAGAUUUUACUCAGAGUUUUAAUCGGGUUUUUAUUGGGUAAGUACACAUUAACUAGAGUAUAAUCCAACCCAUUUAGUUGCCCCACUAAAAUAAUAAACCUCCCUUCUGGGUCUGAAUGGUUAUAACGGAAUUCAAUGGAAACUUAAUUAGAAAAGAUUAUAGAAACCCCGCAUUUCCCCCCCCCCCGUAGGGUGGCAGAAUAAAUAAUUGGAUAUUUCUUAUAGAACCACAGUUUUUUUGACUCUCCCAUCCAGUGGGUUUCUUGAAUAAAUCCUAUUUGUAUUUUCUGAUUAACAAAGGUAUUAUACAAGUAGCCUCUUUUAAUGGGAGACUUUAAGGCCUUGGGCAUUAAUGGAUACCACUCUGACCAUAACUUAUUCUAUUUCAGCUGUUUCUAUCCUUUUUGGGCUCUUUGACCAAAUCCUCAUCAUGCAAAACCAGUUGAAGACAUACAACACCCAACAAAACAACAUAAAUACAUUCAUAUCUACAAGAUAACUUGGAAAAAAACAACAACAAAAUCUUCCAAGAACUGGGAGUCCUAGGGAAUCCCACAGGGAGGGGCAUGAGCUCACGGAGGGUCAUGUAAGAGAGCGGCAAAGGAAGUGGGAGGAAGUGGAAAAAAAAUCACCAUAUUAUAUUCGCUAUACCCAGUAUAUAUGUCCUUAAACCCUUAAACAAUAAGUAAUACCAAAAAAUGGUGUAAUACUUAGAAUAAAACAAAUACAAUUUGCAAACAGACUUUUGCACAUACUCCAAAGUACGCCUCAAUGUAUAUACCAUUGCAAUUUAGAACACUCAGAAAGUGUAAGUCUCAUUGUAUCACACAUAUUUCCCUUUCCCAUUAUUCUUAUUUUCUUCUGCCCACCUUUCCCUAAUCUCUUUUCCUCUCCUUAACCUUUCCUCUAACCAAACAAAGUAUGAUAAGUGAAGAAAAAAAAAACCUGCUUCAUAUUACAAAGUUAACAAUUAUCCACCCACAAAAAGAUAGGUUUUAUACUCCGAUCAUGCUAUAACUGUGGCAAAAAUGUAUCACCCGCCGAGCAGCUUUAAAGAGCAAUGGCUCCGAAAAAAAAUAAAAAAAAUGCCCAGUCUUUCAUUCCCUUCAUGUAGAUAAAUUGAGUGCCAUUAAAUUGGGUAAAAGUAACAUCCCCAGGAUGCACUUGGAAACCAGAAAACAUCUGAAUGUCUCUUUCCUGGUUCAACAUCUUGUUAUAAUUUUACCUAGUGCCUUUUAAUACAGCUGCUGGGUUCAUUUAUUGUGCCUUUUGAUAUGCAUUUGCCACUUUAUUCACUUUCUCUAGGCCUCUGUGAUUUAUAUAUCUGGUGUUUUCUCUUGUGCAUUCACUGCUAUCUGCCACUGUUACAUUAUUAUAUGCCUCUAUGUUUGGUUUUAGGCAUUCACUAACUUUAUUAUCCUAUUUCUAUGUCUCUGUACUUGGUAAUAGGCUUGUCGCAGUUCUGUUCCUCUAUCUCAGCCUUUUGACCUAUAAGUCCCUAAGUUUCCAUACUUACUUUUGGGUCCAUUCAGGUUUUUUCCUCUGCGUUUAAUCCCUGCGAAUAUGUAUAUGGCGUAUAUGUGUCUAUAUAUAUAUAUAUAAAUAUAUUCCAAAAAUGAUAAAGGUAGUCAGCACUCUAGGUCUUGUGAAAAAAAGGAAGAUAUUUUCUAUUGAAGAUCCCAAAAGAUCAACGUUUCAGUUCACUUAGGAACUUUCAUCAGGACAUAGUAUCACACAUUAACAAGAUCGUUAUAUAUAAGAGAAAACAAACUUACCAAAACCCAUCACCUGUGUGUGAACGUCCCUCCUCUCCUCCCUGCGUCUGCACGCCCUCUAAGACCUCUCCCUGUGACAUACACAAAGCUGAUGUGCCUAAAGAGAAGCCCCAUUCUGUUAAAACCAUUGUAUGAUUGGUUUUCAACAUCCUAGACACAUCUACAAUGUUGAUACACAUUGUGGCAUGCAGAGAAAAAACCCUGCCGUGCAGGAUCGGUAAUCGAUCGCCAAACAGUCUAAUAUACUGUUAGAUCGAAUAAAUGAGUGAGUAAAUCUAAACAGAUAAUAAAGUGCAUGGUGCUGAUGAUGGAUGAUGUAAAUCAUCUCAAAAUGAUCUGGUAUGUGAUCCUUAAUAUAGUGAAAAGAGAGUACUGACUACCUUUAUCAUUUUUGGUGUAUGUAGUGCAGUUGAACACCAGGUAAUAAGACUGGGAAGCUGGAGUGCUAAACCUACAAACUGUAUAUAAAUAUAUAUAUAUACAUAUAUAUAUAUAUUUGUGUACGGCACAUUUAGAGGACGUAUGACAUAAUAAGAAAGAAGCAAAGUGUAGUAAGAGCAAAGUCAGUUGAGGUGUGCCAAAACUGACGUGAGGUUAGACCUGUAAAAGAGGGCAAAAAUAUAAGAAGCAAUUCUUUAAGUCAGGUACAUUUAUUUAAGCAUAACAUUACUUAGAUAUUUCACGUAAAAUCUUAUUUCUUUUUCACGAUUGGGGAUGUAUCUGUUGUAUGCAAAUGAUUUCCACCGACCCAUAUUUUUAAUGAUAUAUGUUAGUAUGUGAUUUCCGGAGGCAGCUGUGGCUGGCCCGAGAAUGAAUGUGGGUUAUGUCCUAGCCGGAAGAAAUAACGUACAAAUGUAAAGUAUGAAUUGUUUGGUGGUUAGGGGUUUUCCUUGAAUGGCCAAUAGUGGGGAAUCAGGGUUGGAAGUGAGUUGGGAUUCCACUAGUUUAUCCAAAACGUGGAUUGGACACCAUUUGGGAGAGGUAGGAUAAUAUUUAAUCUCUACUGGUGGACCAGUUUGGCUCGUUUUGGUAUGGGAAAUUGACCAAAUGUAGUGGUCCUGGUUUUUAAUUAGGUGUUUUUGCUGAAGGCAUGACUUAAAGUCGGACGCCUUUUCCACAGAGAAUUCUUUAGGUCUUACGAAACCAUAGAAGGCUAUAAAAGCCGCGGACUUGAUCAUUAGGUUCGUGGUUUGUUCAAAAGGGGACUUGUCUAGUACAUCAGAGAUACUCCUAAACAGUGUACUGUCUAUGGGAAGUCUCUUAAUGGGAUUAUGUACUGUUAGUCUCUGAAUACCUUUAAGGACACUUUUAACUGGGUAGGAUGCUAGAAAUUGAGUUUUGUUGGGAUAACUGGUUAACAUGUAGUGUUGUAUGCCUGUUAAGUAAAGUUUGAUUGUAUUGUAAGCUAAUUUAAGAGAAAUGUGGCAAAAGUUGUAAAUGCAACCAUGGUUUCUAUGGAAAAAACAUUUAUUAUACAAUAAUCACAAACAAACUUUUUAAACAAAUCAUAUGCUCUUGAAUAUACUUUUUUGUAUUAAGAGAUAAGCCAGCCUGUGCGAGCGACCUACUAUGGAGUAACAGGGUAUUUACAGCAUGAUUAGGUCUGUAAAGCUCGGAGGUUGUCUGGGUUGUGCGUUUGCCGAUAGAUGUAUUCUGAAAAACUCCUGUAAAUUAGAGGGUGAGAGAGCGUCAGCUGAGUUCUGAACACCAGGCACAUGAAUGCUAUAGACACAGAAUUGUAGGUUUGCUGCUAGCUAGGUAAGUCUCUUUACCAAUUUCAAAGAGCGGCCUUUGUUGAUAAUAUCACAUGCCGCCACGUUAUCUGAGAAGCACCUGACCGACUGCCCACUCCAUUCCUUACCCCAUAUGUGUGCAGCAGCUACGAUUGGGAAGACUUCGAAUAGUGCUGAGGUGGUAUUGAAGUUCUCUAGUGUGGUAGUCUCUAGUGGCCAAGAGUCGUACACCCAUUCGUUACCAAAAAAUAGCUGCGUAGCCUAUGGCACCCGAUACGUCAGUCCAAACUACCAGGGAGUCGUCAGAAAUAGGGGGGACGAAUAGCGACCUGCCAUUCCAAGAAGAUGAAAGAAAUAGAUGCCACAUUUUAAGAUCUGCUCUAGCUGGUUCGUCUAAGAGGGUUGUGGAGUCGUCAUCAGGGAAACCGUGCAGAGGAUUCUGGAAAUGAAAGACCUGGCCUGUGGAAUUAUUCUCAUUGCAUAAUUGAGUGAACCGAGUAGUGACUGUAGUUGUUUCCUAGUGAAAGUGCCCUGUGACGUGCAGAUGUUGAUGUAAGAAAGAAUUCUGUCUACUUUCUCUUGGGGCAGGCUGGCUUGCAUAGAAACAGAAUUGAGUGUUAUCCCCAGGAAUGUAAUCUGUGUUGGGAACUUCUGUUUUGUCUGGGGCUACAGGGACUCCUAAAUCUUUGAACAGAGUGAGCAUGUGAUUUAGGCUGUGUGGUGUGCAGUGGUGUGGUUCGAUAGGGAGGAAGUCGUCCAAGUAAUGUAAUGUCUACUAGACAUUUGCAUUUGUUCAGUAGGAGACAGGUUAAAGUUUCGACGAAGAUAUUGAAUAUCUUGGGGCUACUUUUGGAACCGAAAGUUAGUCUGGUAGCGAAAUAAUACCUGUCUUCCCACUUAACUCCAUGCAGAUGCCAGAGUGACUGAUGAAUGGGUAGUAAUUUAAAUGCAUUAGUAAUGUCGGAUUUACUUAAACAGGCAGCCUUCCCAAAAUAAAUUAUGGCUUGUAUGGCGUCAUCAAUUCUUGCGUACUGAAGGGAGAAAUCUUCUGACGGGAUCAGUGCAUUUAAGCUAGGUGUAGUGGAAGAGUGAGGUGCAGAAAAAUCAAUAAUGAGUCUCUUUUUAUUAUUAAAUUUCCCUGUGGCGAUUCCUAGGGGGUUUGUCCUCCAGGAGGUGAAAGGUGGUGUUGUGAACGGUCCUAUCAUGAAACCGUUGGCGAUUUCUUUAAGUAGGAGUUCUUGUAUGCUACUGGGAUUUGUGAGUGCUGACUGUAGGUUGGGGCAUUCCGAAAUACCUGUGGUGAGUGUAACAAACCCUGUGUGAAACCCAUUAGUAAAACCAGAUGUGAGAAAUUCUACCAGAUGUAAAGAAGGAUGAUUAGACAGAUAGCGUUGCAAAUUACGAACGUUUAUUGGAGUAGAAGAUUUUUUAGGGUACAGCCUGUUUGGGCACAUUGUUUUAGCGUGCGCUCUGUAAUAAAGUAAGCACACGUGAAGAAGCCUGCAUGCACUAUAACUACAACCACCGGCGUUUAAAUUAUUGCAGACUUGUGCUCUGCCCAGAAAAACGAUUGGCCUGCCUAAUUUGUCUCUCAAUUCUCUCUGGGUUGUGUUGGAUUGAUAAUCAGCGUUGGUGUUUCUGGUAGAAGGAAUUGCUAAGUUUUCAGGACAAAAAUUUAUUGUAUGGGCUACUGGUGAGCAUAUGGCGCAGGAAGGUGUUUUGAAGCCUGCAAAAUGCCUUAGAAACAGUUCGGUGUCUAACUGACCCCAGUCGGUGUUUGUAUUGUAUUGGAACAGUGAUGCGGCAGAUCUGGAUGCAAAUGAUUUGUGGUAGUCGUAAAAGGCAUAUCCUCCAUACUUAUAUGCUAAGUCAAUGACUUUGUGUAGGUAUAGGCCAAGUUCUUCUCUAUGGAGGGGAAAAGCUAUACAGAUAACGUCUUUGUAUUGACUGAAUGCUAGGACAAAUUCAGGGAUGUUAAGUUUCCUAUUUAGUCUUGGAUUUCUAGACUUCAUGACUACUGACAGAUCAUCAAACGUAUGACCUGUUCUCGACUACGUCUUGAGAAGCUAUCAGUAGUGAAGCCAGAUUUAUGUCUUUCCCCUCUAUUAUGUCAUGUUGGUAGUUUUAGCGGGUAAAGGGUUAUUGUUACCUCCUGGGUUAGGUUCAGGCUGGGCUAUAGGUACUGGAAACUCCGGAAUGGUUGGAGUAUCAUUGGACUCCAGAUUAUCCAACCUAUUAUUAAUAGUAGCUACAGAAGACACUAGAGAAGCCAUCAUAACGUGCAGUUCUGCCAAUCUGUUUUGCACAUUAAACUCUGAACUAGGGCCAGGCCUUUCGUUGUCCUUGGUAGUGUUUAACAAAUAAAAGAGUUCAGCUUUCCUGGCUGUAGCUGGGAAUGGGAUAUUCCUCUUUUUGAGUUCCGAGGUGAUUUUGGGGAUUGUCCAAGAUCUAUAGCUGGAAGCUGGGCUUGCCUGUAUGGGUUGCCUUCUCUGCGAGCCUGAUCUGGUCAGGGUGCUGGUAACCGACAGGUCAUCUCCUUGUAUGGAAGGGUUAGACAUGCUAAGGGUGUGAGGAAGAUAGCUUGGCUAGUAUUGUAGUAUAUAGAUCUGCAGUAACCCAGAUUACUAGAUUAGUGCCCUAAGGCGAAAUUGUAUUAACUUACUAUCUUAGGUGACAGGUGAAGCCCUGACUACUUGCUAAGUGGCUUUGAGAGGCUCUACCUAUGAUGUGGCUUGUGUGGCCUUUGUGCCACUGAGGUGGGUCGCGGGGUGUUGGCCUCUCGGUGACACAUAAAAGAUUGUAAUAUCGAUUGGCUGUGACGAGUGAGGCCCUAACUAUGAUUUGAUGCAAGGCUAUAACUAUGCGUUGGGCCGAUUGGGCUCGAACCUCUGAUGCAAGCAAUGAUUGUAGGCCUUGCAGGACCACUUGACUAUAGGCGAAGAGGCCUAUGGGAAUAUACCUAAUUGGCAAGAGCUUUAUUAACCCAUAACAAAUAACCUAACUGGGUUUAUUAUUUAACCUACCUGCUAUUUGUCCUGUAUAAUGUAUUCGGUAGUGGAAAGAAUGAUCCCUACUUGAUCCUAAAACAUGUCAUAAUAAUUAAGUUACCAUCUAACCCCCAGGUGAAGACCAUUGAUAUUGCACCUUUAAGCAUUAGAGCAGAUACUAACCGUAUAUCUUGACUUAUGUUAGGAAGAUUUGGCUUGUCCUGGUAGGGCGAUAACUUGAACUAAUGUGGGAAAAACAUGUCUUAUUUAUUUAUGGUACUUGUUUAUCAGAAAGAAAUACAUAAAAUUAUAAGUUGGUAGGUAAUUUAGAGGCCUACCUCUUUAAAUAAUGUGGUUGUAUUUAACCAAGAAGGCACUGUUGCAAGCAAUGUCAGUAAUUCUAUGAUCUUUAAACAGGAGGAAAAAUAAACAUGCUUAAUUGUUGUUUAAUUUCUAUACUGUAUAGCAUUAGCUAUGGCUUUAAGAAAAAGUACUUUAGUGAAUGUAUGAACUUAACUGCCAUUAAUUUACAUUCUGUUUAAGGAUAUUGCGCCGUUCGUUUAAUUUGACAUGAAUAAAGUGGAAAGGACGUUUAAUGAAAGAUAUAGUAACCAUACAAAUUUUAACAUGAAAUGCUGUUUAAAAUGAAUGAACAAUCUUUAACAACUCUGUUUAAACGAAUUGAACUUCUGCUGAUCUGUAUGAGUGAAUUGCCAGCAUGGCAAAUAAACCAAAGUUUACACGAAACAAAACGAAAGUUUAUACGAAAAGAGUAAACGAAAGUUAAUACGAAAGUAAAUGGAAGUUUACACGAAAUAAAAAUGAAAGAUAUAUACGAAAGUGUGUUUUAUAGGAACGGCAGCUAUAUAUAUACGAAUGGUUAAAUAUAAGAUUUUUAGGCAAACUUAUAUCUGACAAUGUAUGAAUGAAGUGUGUAAGGAAACAGAAGAAAGUUUAAACAAACGCCAGAUUACACAAAGAGUAGCGGUAUGUGAAUGAAUGGUUAUUGUAAGCGUUAUAGUGAAACCGAAAUGUUUAGACGAACAAGUGAUUAAUGAUACGUGUAGGGGUGCGUUCGAAUGAUAAGAGUAUAACUUAGCCGUUAGCCGUUCGUAUUCUGGCUUCCUUGUUAAACUCACGAACUUAGUUUAGAACAGAAACUUUGAAACGGACUGCCGGCAGGCGGGAAAAUGACGUCAGGUUCCUGUGAACCGGAAGUAAACAGAAGCACUUCCGAGAUCGUAGCCGACAGGUUAGCAGGGGCUGGUACACACCAAGCGGGAUGACGAAGACCAACUUGGGGAUAGCCUCCUCUGGCCCGGUCUAUGGUGGUCAGAUAGUGUCCCCUGGCUAUGCUAUCCAAACGUUCAUCUACUCGGGGUAUAGGGUAAGCGUCAGUAAUGAUCCGAUUGUUUAGUCGCCUGUAGUCCCUGCAGAACUGAGUAGUUCCAUCCUGCUUCAGUACUGUCAUGGGCUGUCAGAUGUCUCAAUGACUCUUAAGCACAAUAUUUCCUGUAUUUUCUAACGCAUUCCUUCUAGGACUGCUUCAGGUAUACAGCAGGUAGUUUGUCUAAGUGGGGCUUGACCUGGGAUUUUCACUUUUUGUAUGACCAAAGUGGUGUAUCUGGGUUCCUGGAAAAAAGUCAGUUGCAUGCUCUCCAGUAACUGAUGGGCUUGGUGGGUUUCUAGUCUAGUUAAACGGUCCCCUAAGUAUACUUGACUGAAGAGAUCGGUUUGAGGACUCUCUAAGAAAUUGGGUAGGGGUAGAUUGUCAGGGUCGUCAGCAGCUGGGGCACAUACAGCAGCUACAAUCUUCCUACCUUUCCUGGUACUCCUUCAGCAUAUUAAUGUGGAAGGAGCGCUGUAUCCUCUCAUCGGCGCAGCUUGCUACCACAUAAGUGGUAUAGCAGGGUCGUUCAACAUUUUGUAGCGGCCCUGCCACGCCGCUUGCAAUUUAUCUUGUCGGACAUGCUUUAAUACAAGCACCUUUUGUCCCACACGAAAAUUACGCUGUCGGGCACCACUAUUGUACCAUACUUUCUGUCGCUUGCAUAGACCGUUAGUCUGGGGAUGAUAGGGAGAACUUUGUAUGGGUUUUAUCCCACAAACCUUCCAUAACUGGUGGGUAAUGUUGGCUGUGAAUUGGGUACCCUGGUCUGAGAGGAUCUCUUUGGGGAAACCCACCCUAGAAAAUAUUCGGACCAGAGCAUCUGCUACCGUCUCUGACUAAAUAUUUGCGAGUGCAACGGCUUCUGGUAAGUAUGUAUCUCUUAACGGAAGGAACUGGGCCUAUCUAGGGGUCCUAAUAUGUACACCACUACACGACUGAAGGGCUCCUCGAUAUUUGGCAAAGAUCAGCCAAGCUUUGUGGUGGUCCCUGCUCUUACCUACUCACUGACAAAUAUCACAAGUUUGGCAGCACAGCCGAACAUCCCUAGAGAUCCCUGGCCAAAAGAAGUUCUGGGUCACUCUAUGAGAUGUCAGGCAUAUGCCCAGAUGCCCCGCUAAAGGUACAUUGUGCCCAAUCUGGAGAAGUUCCAACCUGUACUUCCUUGGAACUACAAGCUGGUGCUUCUGGGAUGGGGCUGUCCCUCUAAUGUGUGUUUUGGUUAUCUUGUAUAACCGGUCCUGCUCCCAGAUGAACCUUUCGCUCUCUAAACCCCUUUGUUCGGUGUCUGCCUUGGUCCUAUGAUUGUGUAGUGUGGAGUCUUCCCGGGCCUCUCUCCCAAACUCCUCUAAGGUAUCCCAAGCUUACGGGGUCGGACCUACUGUCAAACUCAGAGGUUCAAUUGCCUAAUUUCCUGUGUUGUUGCCAGUUGUCUGGAGAGGCAGCCUGAACAGGGUCAGCGUCAUGUAACACCUUUGUCAGGUUUAGCCUUGGUUUCUAUGCAGUGGGCUGUGGCCGGGGAUAGUGCAGCGUUGGGGAUUCUAGGGGCCUUGGGGAUUCUAGGAGGCAAUUGCUUCUCACACGUCCCAGCUGUUGGCAUCGGAAGUAUCGGGGGCCUAUCUUUGGGUUGCCUGGGUAGCCCCAGGUAAGGAGGUCGAGAUUGGUGAGGGGUCGCUGGGAGGGGACCUUAGUGGUGGUCUGUCAGUGUCUGUAUACUCUGGGAUUUGCAGAUUAAAAAAAUGUUCCAGGAGAAAUAACUGCAACACCUUUUCUCCCAACACUGCUUUGCACCCUGUUACCCAGUGAGAUGGAGUUCUGUGGAGGCAGCAAGCCCAUUCACCAUAAGAGUCAUUAUCUGACUUCCUUAACUCUCUAAACCGCCUGGGGUAUACUUCCGGGGUAACUGCAUACCUGGUGAGCAAUGCUUCCUUUACGCUGUAGUAUUGAUGGAUUUCUCCAUCAAGUAUAGCUCUGAAUGCCUCGGCAGCUUUGCCUGAUAGCUUCCCCCCAGGAUUGGUACCCAUUCCUUUUCUGGUACCUUAUGGAAAGCACAUUGCCUAUCAAAGUCUGCAAGGUAUCCAUCAAUUUCCCCCUCUGCCUCUUGGAAAGUUUUGAAGGCGGAGAACUGAACCCUUUUCCGUUCUGGUGCGGUGGAGAGGCUUUCAGCUGCAGGGCUUCCUGAACGAUGGAUCUCCGCCAAGCAUAGCUGGUACUCCCGCUUAUCUCGUGCCCCAGCACUUGCAAUGUGAUUUCCGCUGGAGGGUUGGGCCCGAACAAGGCUAGACGCAGCCGAACGGUUGCAUCUGUUAGUCUUCCUCCAAGUUCAUGGAAAUCGUUUCGGCAAGGGGGUUGGUUCGGUCCUGCGCCAUCAGUUCGUUGAUUAAAUCUCUUUUCGUACGGUUACUGGCAAUUCAUCUCUUCAGCAAAUCUUUUAGUGUAGAUUGUUUAAGCCAUUCGUAUCCGUUCUCCAUCCGUUAUUCUGCCACUUGCAUGAGUCAGCAUCUGUUCCUGGGAAAAGACACCAUCCCACCACUAACACCAGAUGUGACGGCCACCCGGAUAGGAACACGGGUUUCGCCUCCAAGAAUGUCUCUUCCCUCAUUCCAGAACUCUGCUGCAGCCACUCUAGUAAUAAUAGCAAUCAAGAGUAGAAUUUCCCAAGUAGUAAAACGUCAGAGUAGGUAUAGCUUUUCCCCCACACACAUUAGUCGAGACUGAAUGCUGGGAGUGAACUGUAUUAUCCAUGGCCACACAUGGCCUUUUUAUGCAAAAGCCCCCUGCAAGGGGUUUCCAACACAACAUUACUGGGUCAUCCCCCCCAUUAUCCUCUGUGCCUAAGAGAGAAUUCAGUUCCCUCUCAGGUACAUAAAAUCUACAAUUUCUAUAACACCCCAAAACAUACAGCAAACAACCAUAUACCCCCUCAAGUCUUAUAACCCCGGGUAGCCUGGAUCUGAAUGCACAGUAUAUGCAAAAAGCACUCAGAUCCCACUAAUACAGCCGAAAUGCCACUGAGGUAAGUAUUUGACUGACCGCACACGAGGCUCCUGCCCAAAAUAGUUCCAUAGAAUCAGUGGUAGCGGUCGGUCUCUUUUGGCAGUAUGAAAACACACAAAAUACUGAACGUAUGCAUGAGCCGGUCAGCAGAUAGUGUUCACCUCAUUCGUGGGGAUGAUUCCAUCGAACAGUGUUCUCCGAGAAUGUAUAGAAACAAACACAGGCGGGGAUGGAAGUUCAGCAUUGUUUGCGAGGAUGAUUCUAGUUCCAUGCUCUCCUGACGACGGCAUGUAGACACACCGAAACCCACGUUGAGCGUUUCUAAAUCACUUUUUUAUUUUGGGCACUGGGUAGCACUUAUUAUGAUUUAAUUAGUUUGUCUUCAGACUUAGCAAUUUGUUCUACCAGGCGCAGGAGGAUUUGUGGUAUUUGUGAGACUAGCUGAGUUUUAUGUGUUAUAGGAUUACCAUUAGGGCUAGCUUUUUCUACCCUUGGUGUCUCAGCAUAACUUAUACUCUUUGAACAUUUUUGCUAUUUGUAGGAGGACUACGUCUUCAUAGGUAGAGGGUUAUACAUACUUUACAGUUCUUACUGGGAAGCCCAUUGGGAUUUUCUACCCCUAUUCCCCAGUAUUUACUGUUGCCUUUACCUUCUGAUUCCUUCCCCCUUCCCCGACCAGACCUGGUUUAUCACACAUUAUGCACAUGUGGUUUAUGCACAUUACGUCACCAAUACUCCUCUAUGAGGACCAUUUGAUUGGACCACACCAGAGGAAACCAUGCCUCCUCUGUGAUUGCACUGGGGGAAGAAGUGGUAACAAGGUAAGUAAAUCUUUUUUACAUUUAUUUUUUUUGCACCGUAUGGUGGGAGGAUGGGGGAUACCUGCCUACAAGUAGGGACAGGAAUACUGUUGCAUUAGGAAUACAGAUUUUUAGUUCUAACGCUAUAGUGUCACUUUAUUGAGAUGAUGGUGUUAUCUAUGAUAUGGGAGAUUUCAGGUGUUGAGUUGAGGAUAAAGGGCAAUCACUAACAGCUCAGUUUUAUUAAAAAUUAGAGAGAUUUUUCAUUGGCACAAAAUAAUAAUACCGUUGCAAGAAAAAGUAUGUGAACCCUUUGGAAUGAUAUGGAUUUCUGCACAAAUUGUUCAUAAAAUGUGAUCUGAUCAUCAUCUAAGUCACAACAAUAGACAAUCACAGUCUGCUUAAACUAAUAACACACAAAGAAUUAAAUGUUGCCAUGUUUUUAUUGAACACACCAUGUAAACAUUCACAGUGCAGGUAGAAAAAGUAUGUGAAACCUUGGAUUUAAUAACUGGUUGAACCUCCUUUGGCAGCAAUAACUUCAACCAAACGUUUCAUGUAGUUGCUGAUCAGACGUGCACAACGGUCAGGAGUAAUUCUUGACCAUUCCUCUUUACAGAACUGUUUCAGUUCAGCAAUAUUCUUGGGAUGUCUGGUGUGAAUCGCUUUCAAGAGGUCAUGCCACAGCAUCUCAAUUGGGUUGAGGUCAGGACUAUGACUGGGCCACUUCAGAAGGCGUAUUUUCUUCUGUUUAAGCCAUUCUGUUGUUGAUUUAUUUCUAUGCUUUGGGUCAUUGUCCUGUUGCAACACCCAUCUUCUGUUGAGCUUCAGCUGGUAGACAGAUGGCCUUACGUUCUCCUGCAAAAUGUCUUGAUAAACUUGGGAAUUCAUUUUUCCUUCGAUGAUAGCAAUCCGUCCAGGCCCUGACGCAGCAAAGCAGCCCCAAACCAUUAUGCCCCCACCACCAUACUUCACAGUUGGGAUGAGGUUUUGAUGUUGGUGUGCUGUGCCUUUUUUUUCGCCACACAUAGUGUUGUGUGUUUCUUCCAAACAACUCAACUUUGGUUUCAUCUAUCCACAGAAUAUUUUUCCUGUACUGCUGUUGAACAUCCAGGUGCUCUUGUGCAAACUGUAAACGUGCAGCAAUGUUUUGUUUGGGCAGCAGUGGCUUCCUCUGUGGUAUCCUCCCAUGAAAUCCAUUCUUGUUUAGUGUUUUACGUAUUGUAGAUUCGCUAACAGGGAUGUUAGCAUUUGCCAGUGACUUUUGUAAGUCUUUAGCUGACACUCUAGGAUUCUUCUUCACCUCAUUGAGCAGUCUGCGCUGUGCUCUUGCAGUCAUCUUUACAGGACAGCCACUCCUAGGGAGAGUAGCAGCAGUACUGAACUUUCUCCAUUUAUAGACAAUUUGUCUUACUGUGGACUGAUGAACAGCAAGGCUUUUGGAGAUACUUUUAUAACCCUUUCCAGCUUUAUGCAAGUCAACAAUUCUUAAUUGUAGGUCUUCUGAGAGCUCUUUUGUGCGAGGUAUCAUUCACAUCAGGCAAUGCUUCUUGUGAAAAGCAAACCCAGAACUGGUGUGUGUUUUGGUGUGUGUUUUUUAUAGGGCAGGGCAGCUGUAACCAACACCUCCAAUCUCAUCUCAUUGAUUGGACUCCAGUUGGCUGACAUCUCACUCCAAUUAGCUCUUGGAGAUGUCAUUAGUCUAGGGGUUCACAUACUUUUUCCACCUGCACUGUGAAUGUUUACAUGGUGUGUUCAAUAAAAACAUGGCAACAUUUCAUUCUUUGUGUGUUAUUAGUUUACGCAGACUGUUAUUGUCUAUUGUUGUGACAUAGAUGAUGAUCAGAUCACAUUUUAUGACCAAUUUGUGCAGAAAUCCAUUUCAUUCCAAAGGGUUCACAUACUUUUUCUUGCAACUGUAGUUACAUAGCUGAAAAGAGACUUGCGUCCAUCAAAUUCAGCCUUCCUCACAUAUGUUUUUGCUGUUGAUCCAAAAAAAGGCAAAAAACCUAGUCUGAAGUGCUUCCAAUUUUGCAACAAACUAGGAAAAAAUUCCUUCUUGACCCCAAAAUAGCAGUCAGAUGUCUCCUUGGAUCAAGCAGCUAUUACCUCACUAAUUAGAUCCCUGUAUGUUAUGUUUUUGCAAGUAUUUAUCCAAUUGCAGUUUAAACAUCUGUAUAGACUCUGACAAAACUACCUCUUCAGGCAGAGAAUUCCAUAUCCUUAUUGCUCUUACUGUAAAAAAAAAUUUUCUUUGCCUUAGAUGCACUAUGUAUUCUCACAACUUUUUAUUAAGUUUUUCAUCAAUGUGAGCUACAGUAGCUCUUCUGUGAGAUCGGACCAGACGGCCUAGCCUUUGCUCCCCACAUGCAUCAAAGAGCCUUGUGCACCCAUGACCCGGUUUUAUCAGUUGUCCUUCCUUGCACCACUUUUGGUAGGUACCAACCACUGCAUAAUGGGAACACCUCAAAAGGCUUGCCGUUUUGUGAUACUAUGUGGCUUUUGUCUUCCAUCAUGACAUAGUGAGAACAAACAGAGGUACAGUGAGCCCUCAGCAGAUGCUUAGCUCUAAAUCUAAAGUAACUACAUUAAUUGGAAAAAGAAAGUACAUCCUCUUUGAAUUCUAUGACUUUACUUAUCAAGGCAUAAUAACAAUCAUCUGUUUCGUAGCAGGUCCUAAAAUGUAUUUUAUUAAAUAAAUCAUGACACUGUAAUACUGUGUGUUGUUGUUCAUCUGAGGUUGAAUUUACCUAAUUUUAAAACCUGCUAAGGAACAAAUGAUUGUUAUUUAUUUAUUUAUUAUUGCCAUUUAUAUAGCGCCAACAGAUUCCGUAGCGCUUUACAAUAUUAUGAGAGGGGGGAUUAACUAUAAAUAGGACAAUUACAAGAAAACUUACAGGAAUGCUAGGUUGAAGAGGACCCUGCUCAAACGACCUUACAGUCUAUAGGAGGUGGGGUAUAAAACACAUUAGGACAGGAAAUAGCAAUCAAAUAAGGUGGAAAUGCGCUGUGCAUUAUAACUUCAAGUGGUCAUUAUCAUCCACAGAAUAGUGAACAACAAAUCCACUUUGAAUGCUAAAGUGAGUAAUGUUUAAAUUACUUCAUUCAAUAUGAGGGAAUUUGGGACAAGAUAACCAGAGAACUAAAUGGGACACAGUACAAUUCCCCACAAGUCUUUUGGCUUUGUAGUAAACACUUCUGUAGGUUUACAUAUUGAGCUGAAGUUCAUUGCCAAAUGUAAUGAGGAAAAUGCUAAGUUAACAGUUAUUUUGUUUUGUUUUAUAGGUAAGAUUUUGGUCCACUGUGCUGUGGGAGUAAGCAGAUCUGCAACUUUAGUUCUUGCAUACCUUAUGAUACAUCAACACAUGAAUUUGGUAGAAGCCAUUACUACAGUAAAAGACCGCAGAGGAAUCAUUCCCAACCGAGGAUUCCUACGUCAAUUAAUAAAUCUGGACAAUACCUUAAUGCGGAAUCGUUGAUCUCAAUAUAACUUCUUAUCUAUUCAAUUAUGGGCUAAUUUUAUUGAGCCCUCAAUCUAAUCACCAAUUACAUUAAUGCUAAAUUACAAUGUACUAACGCAAUACAUUUCACAGUCUAUGAUUUAAAUGAAGGGGCAUGUAAAAUACACUAAAACGUUUUGUUUUUUUAAAUUAAAUACCAGUUAUUAGACAUUUAAUAUAUGUAGUCUGAUUUUAGGGAACAGUAUCACUAAGAUUCAAUAAAUGUGCUAUUUUAAUUUUGUGGCUGGCAUUUGUUGUCAAACAAAAUGAAGCUUAAGAGUUUAACAAUUCUAUAUUUUAAAAAUGCUAUUUAACUUCCAUCUUGACUACUAAUUACAUAGCUCACAGAUUAUUGCACAUUAGCAGAGUUCUUCAUAUCACAUGUUUAAAUUGAAGAGGUUAACAAAUUCGAGCCAUCAACCAUCACAUUUUCAUGAAUUAAAUUGCUGUUCUGAAGACCCAAUAAAACUUUUACCUUCUAAUAGAUGAAUGCAAAAUCAAAAGAAGAAUAGACUGGCAUUCCUUUUGAUUGGCUGAACAUUUAACAUUUUAUUUUUUGAAUCAAUUGAUACACAGACUGAGAAUCAACUAGCACAAAGUUGGCAAGGUAAAUGCAUA